This is a messenger RNA of Lymnaea stagnalis (great pond snail), 51171 nucleotides long. The record is from the annotation of a GenBank genome assembly. Lineage: Eukaryota; Metazoa; Mollusca; Gastropoda; Lymnaeidae.
CUACAUUCGUCUAUAAUCUGUAACCUUUGACCUUCUUUUGAAAAUAUUUCGAUCGCCUCUUAGUUCUUAGUACUCGAAGACUUAAAGUUAGAUUAAACUAGUAGGCGGAUCACAAUUAAAACAAAACAUAGAAAUAUUUAUUUAUUGGGCCUAACGUAAGUUUGUAUUAAUUUAAGUGUGAGCCAACCUUAUCCAUGGUAUUAAUAUUAUUGUUUCUAUUCAAAUAUGCAAGUAGAACUAAGUCAACUAUGUCAGUGAAUAUUUCUUAAUUAAAAGUGCAACUGCAUGCAGUUCAUAAUAUUAUUAUAAUAUAAUUUAUAUUAUAUUAAUAAUAUUUUGUCACAUUUUUAGAGAAAGCUAGUACUUGUAGUGUGUUGUUAGUGAGUGAUAGUUCAGAUAGUGUUAUAAUAGUAAUUAAUAUAUUUAAUUAAUUUAAUAUUUAUCAAAACAAGGUUUUAAUCUUAAGUUAUAAUAUUAUAGAUUAUAAUAGGCCUAAUAUUAAAAAUUAUUUAAUUUAUUUUGAACAAUGCAAUAAAUAAGUAUUGUUUAGGCCUAUAUUAUAAUUAUAGUUUAAUGGUUUAUAUAAGUAAUAACAAUACUAAUGACUAAUACCUUGAUACUUAAUUAAAGCAUUCCUUAUUAAUAAUUUCAAAUAUAAUUAAUAUUUUUAAAUUUAUAAUCAAUAUAUUAUUAAUAUAAGUAUAAGCAUAGCAAAAACACCUUCACAUAGCUUUUUAAUUUUUAUUGAAAUUUUAAAAAAAUGUCAAAAACAAUUUUUUAAUAUUAAAUGUUAAUCAUUAACAUAUAUAUAUAAAUAUAUUUUACAUAAAAAUACUUUUAAUGUAGCUCCGUCAGGUAAAUAAGAAGUUUUAAAUUUUUUAACCAUAAAUAGUUAACCACCUUAAAAUAAAGGAUUGCCUUUAUUUAGAUUGCCAAUUAAAUUAAAUCGAAAUUACUGACUAACAUUUUAAAUCAGAGGUACCCAAACUUUUUUGUCUUGUAGACCACAUGCCAUGUUUUUUCGGUUUUGGGUAGACCCCCCUGCUAAUAUUAAUUUUUUUUUUCGCUGACAUGGACCCCUUGCAAGUUGUCGCCGACCUCUGGGGAUUUAUAUGGACCACUUUGGGAAUCUCUGCUUUAAAUAUUCAUAAUUUUUACCAACAAACAUAUUUUGGUACAGAUACAUUUUAAAUUUAAGGCCUACAUUUGUCAAAACUAUGGAGGAAAAAAUGUCUGUGGUGUAUGAUUUUGUCUCAAUCAAGUAGGCCCUAUAUAAUUGUAUGUCUUAUUUAUGUCAAAAGUACUAUUUAUAAUAUAUACAUCAUGUUUAGAAAAUUUAUUGUAUUGCAUUCCCAUCAGUGUUUUAUUUAUCCUGCUUUCAAUAAUACAAGUGAAAAGCAAGCAAGGAGAAAUCACUAAUUCUAAUGAUUCUAGUUCCACCAAUUUGUUUUUUUUUUUUCAAAAGCCUUUAAGAUAAUGUCUCUUUUUUAAAAAUGUAAAUCCUUAAUUUCUUUUUGGACCUUUAAGAAAAAGUCAUUUUCAAUUUUUACAGACUAUUUAGAAAAGACUGUUCAUAAAUUUACAGAUGAUCAGUAACCAUUCAGUAGGUGCACCAUCCAUUGAGAAACAAUGAUCUAAGACAGUAUUCAGUAUAAAGUUAUUUAGAUUAAGAUUAUUAUGUACUGAAUUACAAGUACUAUUCAACUACUUAGAAGGGUUGUUACCCUACUAUUGAGUUAUUGAGUAUUGACUACAGGCUAUCAAAAUGGCUAAACGACUAGGCUUAGGCUUGCUCAUACCCUUAAGAUAAGAAAUAGUUGUGAACAUUAAUUAGAUAACAAAAAAAUGUAAUGUCAAUAGCUUAAUAUCAGUUUAAUUUUGUGCCUACUAAGCCUUAUUUAGGCUAAAAAAAGUUUUCAUGAAUUAUCCGGGUGACAUUUUUUUAAUAAUUUAAAGCCAAGGCCAAGGAAGUUUGAAUUUGACUAAAUAAAAACACUUAAAUUCUAAACUCUGUGUAGGUAGGAAAGCUUAGGCAAAAAUCUACCAAAGUCUCAACUUUAGGGAAGCCUAUUCUUUAGGGCCUUUGCCAAGUCCGCCAUUUGCUGAUAAAAGACAUAGAUCUAGAGAGCCCUUUUUAGUUAGUUAUUUUUUAUAGUGUUUAGAAUUCAAUAAGAUAUGCAUGUCAAUAAGUUUUCAAUGGCUUUUAUAAUAUCAAACCUGGCUAUGCCCUUAACUCUUAAAGUCUGACGCGCCAGUCUACUGGCUUUCCGCCGGUCAUGUUUUGAUGCGAGCCAGUCUAUAUUGUGUUUCAUAGUGACUCUUUAAUUUUGGGAUUUUAUUUAAAUAUUUCAGUAUUUUGUCCAAAUCAAUAUUUCCACAUCCUCUUCCAGUGCUUACAUUUUUCAAACGUGCAAGUAAUUUAUUUUUUAUCGCAAUUUUACUAGAAAAGCUAAGAAAUAUUGUCUGUGGUCACCUAGAGUCAGCAAAAUUACUGUGUCAAUACGUGGAUUUGACCUAUGGACACUAAGAGUUAACUGCUUGAGCCAAUGGUGUGGAUAUUUUUAAAGUGCACUCAAUUUGUGAAAGAAUGAUACGCUAUGUAUUUAUACUAAGAUUGACUGGUAGAAAAUUAAACUUAAUUUUUUUUUUUAAAUAUAUAUUUAUCACACAUUGUCACAGAUGUUUAACAUUAAUUAAUCAAUGGGCCCUUUCAAUCCUCAGAGACGUGACAUUAUCUAUGUGCCCAUUCACUCAUUAGGGGCAUUCAUUAAAGAUCCUUUUUCGGAUGAUAUUUUACUGGUCACACAUGGAAGGUCUCGUAGAUCAUCUUAACUAGUCACCCCUGCUACAUAAAUUUUUUUAAAAUUUGCAUAUAUGUGUAACGGCCUAACUUAUCUCUAGCGUAUAUGUAUCUGACUUUAUCAUAUAUAUGUAUCUUCCUUUAUCAUAUCUAUGUAUCUGCCAAUAUCAUCUGUACAAACAUUGAAAAAUAACACGAAAUCACAAACAUUUCCAAGUGUAAACGGAUUGGCCAAAAUUUUUUUUAAAGGUUUUUCUGUGUUGUUCUUUUUAAUAUUUGUUUCUGCUUUUAUAUUUACAGUACAAAAUUUUCAACAAAGCAGCAGCCAUGAUUUCUCUAGCCAUCUGUGCAGGAAUUGUUGUUCUAGCCAUUGCUUACAUAUCUCGACAAAGAGGGUCAGAAAUUAAAGCGGGUGUUUACAAGUUGCCAGGUAAAGCAUGCACAUAAUAAAAUGAUACGUUAUUAUCAAAUGAUGCUGGAUAUUGAAGCACAAUUUUCUUCUUUUCAUUCUUAGCAUUUAGAGGACAUGCCAUAAAAAAACUGGCAUAAGAACUUUGUCAUUUUUUUAUCCACUUGAUCUAUCUUCAGAAUUUAAAUUCCUGACACUCUUAUUGGUAAAAAGAUUUUUUGCCAUUUAUACUUUAGGUCAGUGGUACUGGCUGAAAAGAAUUAUAUUCUGCAUCAUGUUUCGAAUACGAUCUGCCAAACAAGGAAAGAAGGACAAUUUUGACAGCUUUUCUGCAGAAACUUGUCCCAUGAAAGUAAAUGGUAGAAAGGGAUACGGAAAAGGGAAUAGUUAUAAGGAAAUGGAAAGACCCCAAACAUUAUCUGAAAAUGAAUUUGUAAGUUCUUUUGUUUGUCUAUUUAUGAAUUUUAAUCAAACUUAAUUGUUGUUAUUUUCAUUGCUAAAUAAUUCACAUAAUUAAAGAUGUAUUAAUACAUGUCGAUGUUUAACUUAAUUAGUUUUAAAACUAUUGUGCCUACAAAAAAUUAGUCAUUUUGCACUUAAUCCUUUAUAUUUACUUCAAAAUUGUACAUUUAUAUGACUUUUAACAUUUCAAUUUUUAUUAAAAGUAUCUAUGCUUUCUAAAAAUUAUCUUUGUUAUCCAAAAGUUGGAAAAUUGAUGUAUUUAUGUGUCCAUCUUUCAGGAUUGUUGUUAUAUUGUGUCCAUCUCUCAGGCAAUAGAUUGUUGUUAUAUUGUGUCUAUCUUUCAGGCUAUAGAUUUUUGUUAUAUUGUGUCCAUCUCUCAGGCUAUAGAUUGUUGUUAUAUUGUGUCCAUCUCUCAGGCUAUAGAUUUUUGUUAUAUUGUGUCCAUCUUUCAGGCUAUAGAUUGUUUUUAUAUUGUGUCCAUCUCUCAGGCUAUAGAUUGUUGUUAUAUUGUGUCCAUCUCUCAGGCUAUAGAUUGUUGUUAUAUUGUGUCCAUCUCACAGGCUAUAGAUUGUUUUUAUAUUGUGUCCAUCUCUCAGGCUAUAGAUUGUUGUUAUAUUGUGUCCAUCUCUCAGGCUAUAGAUUGUUGUUAUAUUGUGUCCAUCUCUCAGGCUAUAGAUUGUUGUUAUAUUGUGUCCAUCUCUCAGGCUAUAGAUUGUUGUUAUAUUGUGUCCAUCUCUCAGGCUAUAGAUUGUUGUUAUAUUGUGUCCAUCUCUCAGGCUAUAGAUUGUUGUUAUAUUGUGUCCAUCUCUCAGGCUAUAGAUUGUUGUUAUAUUGUGUCCAUCUCUCAGGCUAUAGAUUGUUGUUAUAUUGUGUCCAUCUCUCAGGCUAUAGAUUGUUGUUAUAUUGUGUCCAUCUCUCAGGCUAUAGAUUGUUGUUAUAUUGUGUCCAUCUCUCAGGCUAUAGAUUGUUGUUAUAUUGUGUCCAUCUCUCAGGCUAUAGAUUGUUGUUAUAUUGUGUCCAUCUCUCAGGCUAUAGAUUGUUGUUAUAUUGUGUCCAUCUCUCAGGCUAUAGAUUGUUGUUAUAUUGUGUCCAUCUCUCAGGCUAUAGAUUGUUGUUAUAUUGUGUCCAUCUCUCAGGCUAUAGAUUGUUGUUAUAUUGUGUCCAUCUCUCAGGCUAUAGAUUGUUGUUAUAUUGUGUCCAUCUCUCAGGCUAUAGAUUGUUGUUAUAUUGUGUCCAUCUCUCAGGCUAUAGAUUGUUGUUAUAUUGUGUCCAUCUCUCAGGCUAUAGAUUGUUGUUAUAUUGUGUCCAUCUCUCAGGCUAUAGAUUGUUGUUAUAUUGUGUCCAUCUCUCAGGCUAUAGAUUGUUGUUAUAUUGUGUCCAUCUCUCAGGCUAUAGAUUGUUGUUAUAUUGUGUCCAUCUCUCAGGCUAUAGAUUGUUGUUAUAUUGUGUCCAUCUCUCAGGCUAUAGAUUGUUGUUAUAUUGUGUCCAUCUCUCAGGCUAUAGAUUGUUGUUAUAUUGUGUCCAUCUCUCAGGCUAUAGAUUGCUGUUAUAUUGUGUCCAUCUCUCAGGCUAUAGAUUGUUGUUAUAUUGUGUCCAUCUCUCAGGCUAUAGAUUGCUGUUAUAUUGUGUCCAUCUCUCAGGCUAUAGAUUGUUGUUAUAUUGUGUCCAUCUCUCAGGCUAUAGAUUGCUGUUAUAUUGUGUCCAUCUCACAGGCUAUAGAUUGUUGUUAUAUUGUGUCCAUCUCUCAGGCUAUAGAUUGUUGUUAUAUUGUGUCCAUCUCUCAUGCUAAAGAUUGCUGUUAUAUUGUGUCCAUCUCUCAGGCUAUAGAUUGCUGUUAUAUUGUGUCCAUCUCUCAGGCUAUAGAUUGUUGUUAUAUUGUGUCCAUCUUUCAAGUUAAAGAUUGCUGUUAUAUUGUGUCCAUCUCUCAGGCUAUAGAUUUUUGUUAUAUUGUGUCCAUCUGUCAGGCUAUAGAUUGUUUUUAUAUUGUGUCCAUCUCACAGGCUAUAGAUUGCUGUUAUAUUGUGUCCAUCUCUCAGGCUAUAGAUUGCUGUUAUAUUGUGUCCAUCUCUCAGGCUAUAGAUUGCUGUUAUAUUGUGUCCAUCUCUCAGGCUAUAGAUUGCUGUUAUAUUGUGUCCAUCUCUCAGGCUAUAGAUUGCUGUUAUAUUGUGUCCAUCUCUCAGGCUAUAGAUUGCUGUUAUAUUGUGUCCAUCUCUCAGGCUAUAGAUUGCUGUUAUAUUGUGUCCAUCUCUCAGGCUAUAGAUUGCUGUUAUAUUGUGUCCAUCUCUCAGGCUAUAGAUUGCUGUUAUAUUGUGUCCAUCUCUCAGGCUAUAGAUUGCUGUUAUAUUGUGUCCAUCUCUCAGGCUAUAGAUUGCUGUUAUAUUGUGUCCAUCUCUCAGGCUAUAGAUUGCUGUUAUAUUGUGUCCAUCUCUCAGGCUAUAGAUUGCUGUUAUAUUGUGUCCAUCUCUCAGGCUAUAGAUUGCUGUUAUAUUGUGUCCAUCUCUCAGGCUAUAGAUUGCUGUUAUAUUGUGUCCAUCUCUCAGGCUAUAGAUUGCUGUUAUAUUGUGUCCAUCUCUCAGGCUAUAGAUUGCUGUUAUAUUGUGUCCAUCUCUCAGGCUAUAGAUUGCUGUUAUAUUGUGUCCAUCUCUCAGGCUAUAGAUUGCUGUUAUAUUGUGUCCAUCUCUCAGGCUAUAGAUUGCUGUUAUAUUGUGUCCAUCUCUCAGGCUAUAGAUUGCUGUUAUAUUGUGUCCAUCUCUCAGGCUAUAGAUUGCUGUUAUAUUGUGUCCAUCUCUCAGGCUAUAGAUUGCUGUUAUAUUGUGUCCAUCUCUCAGGCUAUAGAUUGCUGUUAUAUUGUGUCCAUCUCUCAGGCUAUAGAUUGCUGUUAUAUUGUGUCCAUCUCUCAGGCUAUAGAUUGCUGUUAUAUUGUGUCCAUCUCUCAGGCUAUAGAUUGCUGUUAUAUUGUGUCCAUCUCUCAGGCUAUAGAUUGCUGUUAUAUUGUGUCCAUCUCUCAGGCUAUAGAUUGCUGUUAUAUUGUGUCCAUCUCUCAGGCUAUAGAUUGCUGUUAUAUUGUGUCCAUCUCUCAGGCUAUAGAUUGCUGUUAUAUUGUGUCCAUCUCUCAGGCUAUAGAUUGCUGUUAUAUUGUGUCCAUCUCUCAGGCUAUAGAUUGCUGUUAUAUUGUGUCCAUCUCUCAGGCUAUAGAUUGUUUUUAUAUUGUGUCCAUCUCUCAGGCUAUAGAUUGCUGUUAUAUUGUGUCCAUCUCUCAGGCUAUAGAUUGCUGUUAUAUUGUGUCCAUCUUUCAAGUUAAAGAUUGCUGUUAUAUUGUGUCCAUCUCUCAGGCUAAAGAUUGUUGUUAUAUUGUGUCCAUCUCUCAGGCUAUAGAUUGUUUUUAUAUUGUGUCCAUCUCACAGGCUAUAGAUUGCUGUUAUAUUGUGUCCAUCUCUCAAGCUAAAGAUUGCUGUUAUAUUGUGUCCAUCUCUCAGGCUAUAGAUUGUUGUUAUAUUGUGUCCAUCUCUCAGGCUAUAGAUUGUUUUUAUAUUGUGUCCAUCUCACAGGCUAUAGAUUGUUGUUAUAUUGUGUCCAUCUCUCAGGCUAUAGAUUGUUGUUAUAUUGUGUCCAUCUCUCAGGCUAUAGAUUGCUGUUAUAUUGUGUCCAUCUCUCAGGCUAUAGAUUGCUGUUAUAUUGUGUCCAUCUCUCAGGCUAUAGAUUGCUGUUAUAUUGUGUCCAUCUCACAGGCUAUAGAUUGCUGUUAUAUUGUGUCCAUCUCUCAGGCUAUAGAUUGUUGUUAUAUUGUGUCCAUCUCUCAGGCUAUAGAUUGCUGUUAUAUUGUGUCCAUCUCACAGGCUAUAGAUUGCUGUUAUAUUGUGUCCAUCUCUCAGGCUAUAGAUUGCUGUUAUAUUGUGUCCAUCUCACAGGCUAUAGAUUGCUGUUAUAUUGUGUCCAUCUCUCAGGCUAUAGAUUGCUGUUAUAUUGUGUCCAUCUCUCAGGCUAUAGAUUGCUGUUAUAUUGUGUCCAUCUCUCAGGCUAUAGAUUGCUGUUAUAUUGUGUCCAUCUCUCAGGCUAUAGAUUGCUGUUAUAUUGUGUCCAUCUCUCAAGUUUAAGAUUGCUGUUAUAUUGUGUCCAUCUCUCAGGCUAUAGAUUGCUGUUAUAUUGUGUCCAUCUCUCAAGCUAAAGAUUGCUGUUAUAUUGUGUCCAUCUCUCAGGCUAAAGAUUGCUGUUAUAUUGUGUCCAUCUCUCAGGCUAUAGAUUGCUGUUAUAUUGUGCCCAUCUCUCAGGCUAUAGAUUGUUGUUUUUAUUGUGUCCAUCUCACAGGCUAUAGAUUGUUGUUUUUAUUGUGUCCAUCUCACAGGCUAUAGAUUGCUGUUACUUUGGUGCCACAAACCAGGAUGGGGUGAACUUAGUUUGCCGCAUUGCAAGGAGAAAACACCGCCAGGCAGAAGUAUGGCUAUUUUUAGAGAUCCCUGGAAUCGGUUGCCUUCAGUUCCCCAGACAUCCUGACACAGAUGUGUAUCAUACAGAUGGCAAUUCCUACCAGGCAGGUGGGCUCACCUUUGAAAUUCUAGAACCAAUGAAAAGAUGGAAAUUGACUUAUAGUGGAAAACUAAGGUAUGGAAACAAAAUUAAAAUUAAAAUCUCUUAAGCAAUGUUAAUCAAGUUUUUUACUUAUAUAAUUAACAGAAUUUAUGUAGUAUAUCAUAAGUAGGAUAGUAGUUAAAGAACUGUAGCUUAUUGUAUGAGAUAAAGAAGUUAUCAUUAUUCUUUACACCAUCAUAAAAUAAAGGUAAGCUUGUAGUAUGUUAUAUUGAAUUGAAGCACUUGGUUCACAAUUAUUUCACAAUCUGGGACUUCAUUUGAGUAGAGCAGGGUGGGGCAUUUUUCUCCCCUCCCUCUUGAAUUUGCAGGUUUUAAUUAAAUUGCUAUGUACUGUGGCGCCUCCAGUAAUAAACAACUUAACAAGCCGACCAAGUUUUGGUUCCCACCCCCACCCCCUGAAAAAACCUGAAAUGACACCUCUAUUUACUGUUAACAAAUAUUCCUACUAUCAGUCCAAAUCAUGUGUUAAAAAGAUAAAAUUUUACUUGCAGAAAAGGACUGUGCAAUGAUGUUGUGAAUAAGCCCCAGCAAUAUCUUGAAACGAGCUUCUCUUUCAUGUAAGUAAAGUCUAUUUCAUUAGCAUGAGUUAGUUAUAUAUUAUCUGAAACAUUUCAGAUUUCAAAGUUUAAGUUUUCCGUCUCAUUGAUUUAAUGAACAGUCAUGUUGUUGUUCUAGAUGGAGCGCUUUUUCUCAGCCCUUUAAUUUUGACACCGACAUGGCUCCUUCCCUCCUUGCUGACAGCAUUGCUUGGGAAAACUGGAACAAGGACUUCUUCCAGAGACUUAAAGAGUAAAUAUUUUUAUUAUUGAUUGAUAUUGAUUAAUACCAUUAAGUUAAUUUGUUACAAAUGGUAAAAAUUUUAUGUAACACAUAAUGAAAGGAGUCUGUGAAAAAUAGUAUUUUGAAAUUAAAAUUUUUAUUUUAUAUUUUUGUCCAAAUGUAUGUUAGAAAUUUGAAAUUCUGAAACGAAUUAUGUGCUGCUUAAUCUAUAGCUAUUUCGUUACCUGAAAGUAGAGAACGGCUGAAAGUGAUUCUCUGAUUUUGUCUGAAGCCGAAACCAAAAGCUUAAAGUGACUUUCGGCAAAACCGAAACCAAAACCAAAAUAUUUAUAUAUUUUAAAAUUCGUUCAUGCAUACAUUCUACUUACAUUGAUGGGGUAAAAGUAUCAAUAUUUAUAUUCUUUUUAUAAAAAAUAAGAUCAUUAUGAAUAUUAAUAAAUAAACAUCUAAUAAAUACUUGGGCAUUUACAAUUUUAAUUUAAACGUAAUUUAAAUUUCUUUAAAAUGUUUUUUGACCCAAGAGGGGAGGGAUCAUGGCGAAAUUCAUGCAAAAUAGACCCUUGAGUGCCCUUUGCUUUGAUACAAUAUUUACAACCUAGAACAUAAUAAUAAUAAUAAUAAUAAUAAGACGUCUUAUAUAGCGGGGUACCACAGCCUUGGGCUGGGCUCACCGCGCUGUACAUAAAAAUUUUAUCAAAAUAGACAUAAUCAUGACAUUAAAAUAAAAUACAUUUAUGAAAUAAAGAACAGCAAUGUAUAUUCACCCACCCCACCUCAUAACUUUUACAAGGCAAACCAUGGACGGCAGCCAGCAAGAUAGUUUAUCGGUCAGAGGAGGGGAAUCAGUCAGGGUAGUAUAAUUUAAAAAGAUAUGUUUUGAGUGCAGUUUUGAAAGCCUGUGUGGUUGGUAUAUUGCGUAUGUUUAGUAGCAAAGAAUUCCAUUGUUUGGGGGCACAGAAAGAGAAAGAUCGUUCACCAUAUGUUUUAGUGUGUGUCUUAUAUACCUAAUAAUACCUACAAUAACUAUUUUUGCUCUAAUAGAGUCAAUAGUCACCUAAAUAUCAUUUGUUAAGGCUAUAAAAAUAUCAUCAUAAUUUUUGUUGGUUAUCGUCAUACUAAUGCUUUGUGUUUUCAUCAUUAGCUGGCAAGAUAUCCCUCUAUUAAUAUUUAGCCUAAUACUAACACACUAGUCUUUCUGUGCUGGUGACGUAAUUAUUUCGUUCGGCAACCAACCUCCCUCACCCCCAUUGGUGGGGGAUUUCUUUUUAACUGGAUCUCUUAAAAUUGGUGUUCUGACGGGUCUUGGCGGAGAAUCGCAAAAGACAUGUAAAUUGUCGCCAAAAUCAUAUAAGUAAACAGGUUUGCAGUAGGCCUACUACAUAAUUAUAAUACGAAUCUGUGAUACAUGCACACGCAUGUUAUUUCGAUAAUAACAAUGUUUAUGAGCAUGAUUAUGAUGAAUUUCAAGAAAUGAAUGAAUUAAAAAAAUUUAAAUAAUAAUGGAAUAUUACCAAAUCCUACGAUUAUUCAAUAUUAUUCACCUUUGCUUAUGACAAUAUUGAUGGGCAUGAUAAUGAUAAAUCAAAAUGAAUAUCACAAAUGAAGGAAUUAAAUAAACCUAGGGUUUCAAAUUUUUAUUUUAGAAAAAAUUAAAACAAAAAUAAUAUAAACAUGACCAUUCCACUAGUUUUUCUUCCACAAAACUGUUUACAUUUGCCUGGGCGUAAUUGAAAUUUAAUUUUUCGGAAAUAUGUGACAAGUAAGUCAUAGAACAGCUGUAAGCAGUUUUCGCUGAUUAUUGAUCAUAUAACAUAUGAUGACAGCAAGACGUUGAGCAAUAAUGAAUAUCGCAUUGCCGGCAGACAGACAGUCUGACUUAUGGUAGAUGACCUAAAACCUCAGUUAAUUUCAUCCAGAUGGCCAAAAGUCUCUAUCACUUUGGCUGAAAUGGAAAUUAAACCAAAAGUUAACUUUUUAAUUUUGGCCGAAACCAAAACUAGGCCAAAAGUGGUCAAAUGGCUACUUUCGGUACCAAAGCCAAAGCUGAAAUUCAGUCGGUCUCCACCUGAAAGUUUUAUUUGUAGGUCAUUCACUUUUCAAAUAUCUGUUACUAUUUUUGUUAUUUAAAUUUAAUCAAAUUAUUAGUUUAUAAAAUUUAAUUAAAUAAAUUUAUUUGAACAAUAAUUGUUAAUAUAAGAGAAGUCCAUUCAAAUAUUUUUCACUAGCAAUCAUCAGAGUCAUUACGAACAGUGGGGAGAAUUGAGGGGACGUCUGAAUGUUGAGGGACAAGAAGAGCAACUUCUGACCCUCCAAUGUGUGCGGGAUCAUACCUUUGGUAAUAAUUUUAUUUUUUAUUAGCGCUUGAUCAUAGCUUUGGUAAUAAUUUCAAUGAACAGGCAGUCGUUUGAAUGUGCACGCAGUGGUUUGAAUGUGCACGCAGUGGUUUGAAUGUGCACGCAGUGGUUUGAAUGUGCACGCAGUGGUUUGAAUGUGCACGCAGUGGUUUGAAUGUGCAGGCAGUGGUUUGAAUGUGCACGCAGUGGUUUGAAUGUGCACACAGUGGUUUGAAUGUGCAUGCAGUGAUUUCAAUGUGCAAGCCGUGGUUUGAAUGUGCACGCUGUCAUUUCAAUGUGCACACAGUGGUUUGAAUGUGCAUGCAGUGAUUUCAAUGUGCAAGCCGUGGUUUGAAUGUGCACGCUGUCAUUUCAAUGUGCAGGCAGUGAUUUCAAUGUGCAAGCAGUGGUUUGAAUGUGCACGCUGUCAUUUCAAUGUGCAGACAGUGAUUUCAAUGUGCAGACAGUGAUUUCAAUGUGCAAGCAGUGGUUUGAAUGUGCACGCUGUCAUUUCAAUGUGCAGGCAGUGAUUUCAAUGUGCAAGCAGUGGUUUGAAUGUGCACGCUGUCAUUUCAAUGUGCAGACAGUGAUUUCAAUGUGCAAGCAGUGGUUUGAAUGUGCAUGCUGUCAUUUCAAUGUGCAGGCAGUGAUUUCAAUAUGCAAGCAGUGGUUUGAAUGUGCAGACAGUGAUUUCAAUGUGCAAGCAGUGGUUUGAAUGUGCAUGCUGUCAUUUCAAUGUGCAGGCAGUGAUUUCAAUGUGCAAGCAUUGGUUUGAAUGUGCAUGCUGUCAUUUCAAUGUGUAGACAGUGAUUUCAAUGUGCAAGCAGUGGUUUGAAUGUGCAUGCUGUCAUUUCAAUGUGCAGACAAUGGUUUCAAUGUGCAUGCUGUCAUUUCAAUGUGCAGACAGUGAUUUCAAUGUGCAAGCAGUGGUUUGUAUGUGCAUGCUGUCAUUUCAAUGUGCAGACAGUGAUUUCAAUGUGCAAGCAGUGGUUUGAAUGUGCAUGCUGUCAUUUCAAUGUGCAGACAGUGAUUUCAAUGUGCAAGCAGUGAUUUGAAUGUGCACGCAGUGAUUUCAAUGUGCAUGCAGUGAUUUCAAUGUGCAAGCAGUGAUUUGAAUGUGCACACAGUGAUUUCAAUGUUCACGCAGUGAUUUCAAUGUGCAAGCAGUGAUUUGAAUGUGCACGCAAUGAUUUCAAUGUGCAUGCAGUGAUUUCAAUGUGCAAGCAGUGAUUUGAAUGUGCACACAGUGAUUUCAAUGUGCAUGCAGUGAUUUCAAUGUGCAUGCAGUGAUUUCAAUGUGCAAGCCAAUACUGAUCCCAAAAAGCUGAUUACAGAUUGAAUUGCAUAUUACAGAUAAACAGCCCAUUAAUCCAUAAAUAGAUGAUUAAUCCAUCAACAGCGGAUUAAUCCAUGUAACCCUAGUAAUAAAUUAAUUAAUUAAUCAUCUUUUUUACAUGAAACAUAACUUUAGUUCUUUAUUCCUAUGUGCGUCAGGAUAGCUUAGAUAACUUUUUGGAUAGCGUAGAUAACUUUUUGGAUAACAUAGAUAACAUUUUGGAUAUAAUAGAUAGCUUUUUGGAUCGCAUAGCUAACUUUUUGAAUAGCAUAGAUAGCUACCUUUUUGGAUAACAUAGUUACCUUUUUGGAUAGCAUAGAUAACUUUUGGGAUAGCAUGUACUAUAAUGAUUGACAGAUAUAUAGACAGGUUACUAGAAGAACAAUUUAAACUUGUCAAAAUUUAAAUGCCAUUAACAUUUAAAAGUAACUUGUCACAGAAGUCUGGGAAUAUGUCAUUUUAAAAUGAUCAUCUUUUUAUUACGUUUAUGUAUUAUUUUAUUUUACAUUUAACAUAUCUGACUCACUUGUGCUACCAUCUAGGGCAACACAUCUGACUAACUUGUGCUACCAUCUAAGGCUACACAGCUGACUCACUUGUGCUACCGUCUAAAGCUACACAUUUGACUCACUUGUGCUACCAUCUAGGGCAACACAUCUGACUAACUUGUGCUACCAUCUAGGGCUACACAGCUGACUCACUUGUGCUACCAUCUAGAGCUAUUAUUACCAAUGAUUUUGACAUGUUUAUCCACCAGGAAGACGAGACUGGCGGAGUUUCCAUCGUUACAUUAUUCAAUUUAUUCAUUUAGAGGUAGGUCAUGGGUCAGUAGGUCAUGGGUCAGUAGGUCAUGGGUCAGUAGGUCAUGAGUAGAGGAAGGUCCAUUCUCAUUUUAUUGGUCUGUAGGUUAUUGACUUGGUAAUUAGUUUAUCGGAUGCUGGGUGGACUAAAAUGAGCAUAUCUCAAGUUGGUGGUCUGGAGAUCAAUUCCAGCCAGAGCCCAGUCAAGCAAAAACACCACCAGCACCCCCGGGUGGAUGAGACUCGUUAACCUUGGAUGGCAACUCAUCUAAGAGAUGGAAACUCUGAAAUCAAACCCAGAGAUGGAGUCCCGAAAGGCGGAUAACAUUGAUACAUUGAAACAUUCCGACAACUCCUGCGACGUCACUGGUGCCAAGCUGUAUCAUCCAAUGAUGUUCCCUUGGGUUACCCAGCGGCGUGGAGAGAGGCGAUUUGCUGUUGGGAACCAGCUUAUAAUCCUUAAGAAUAAUCCCAGGCCAUGUGGAUUUCAUCCUCGAAGCCCACUCCAUCGUCACAUUGUGACGGAUGGAGGCCAGCAAAAAAUUAUUUUAUAUAAUUGUUCAGCAGCUAAUUAAUUAGUCUGUAGGUAAUUAGUUGUCAGUAGGUCAUAUAAUAGAAUACUGGGUUCUUUCAUUGGUUAGUAGGUCAUUUAAUUGGUCAGUAGGUCAUUUAAUUGGUCAGUAGGUCAUUUAAUUGGUCAGUAGGUCAUUUAAUUGGUCAGUAGGUCAUUUAAUUGGUCAGUAGGUCAUUUAAUUGAGCAGAAGGUUAUUUAAUUGUUUUAAGGGUCAUUUAGCAUGUAGGUAGGUCAUUUAAUUGAUCAGUAGGUCAUUUAAUUGGUCAGUAGUUCAUAUAAUUAUGGGUGCUGGGUGGCCGAUUGGUCUAAACUGAGCAAAUCUCAAGUUGGUGGUCUGGAGUUCAAUUCCAGCUAGAGCAAAAACACCACCAGCACCCCGGGUAGAUGGGACUCGUUAACCUUGGACGGCAACUCAUCUAAGAGAAGGAAACUCUGAAAUCAAACCCGGAGAUGGAGUCCCGAAAGGCGGAUAACAUUGAUACAAUGAAACAUUCCGACAACUCCUGCGACGUCACUGGUGCCAAGCUGUAUCAUCCAAUGAUGUUCCCUUGGGUUACCCAGCGGCGUGGAGAGAGGCGAUUUGCUGUUGGGAACCAGCUUAUAAUCCUUCAAGUAUAAUAAUCCCAGGCUAUGUGGAUUUCGUCGUACGAAGCCCACUCCUUCGUCACAUUGUGACGGACGGAUGCCAGCAAAAAAAAGUUCAUAUAAUUAAUCCAUGGAUAGUUAAAUUGCUUAAAUUGAUCAUGUAAUUGAUCCAUAGGUUAUUUAAUAGCUCAUUAGGUCAUGAGCUCAGUUAGUUUCUAUUGCUUCUGUAAAUUCUUUAAAUAGAGUGUUUGGACUUAGUCGCCAUUCAAUAACAUUUAUCUAUACAUGUUUUAUUGUGAUUAGGAAAUAACAAAAUACAGAUUAUUAUGUUAAGGAUUCAUAAGACAUUUUUUAUUAAAUGUCUUCCUUAAUACAUGCAUUCUAUAGCACAAAGUUUAAAUACUUGCAUUUUAUAGCACAAAGUUUAAAUAUUUGCAUUUUAUAGCACAAAGUUUAAAUAUUUGCAUUUUAUAGCACAAAGUUUAAAUACUUGCAUUUUAUAGCACAAAGUUUAAAUACUUGCAUUUUAUAGCACAAAGUUUAAAUACUUGCAUUUUAUAUUACAUUUUAUUUUACAAAGUUUAAAUACAUGUAUUUUAUGCCAGAAAGUUUAAAUACAUGUAAUUUAUGGUUCAAAGUUAUUCAGAUUUUUCUUUCAUAGAAAGCUGUGGAAGAUUUCAAACAUUAAUCCUGGCUUUUGGGUCAAUUAUUUAGACUAAUUAUUAGCAUUUGAGUGGAAUUCUGUGGUACCUAGUUAUUAUUGUAUAUAAAGUUGGUAUACAUUAAUCUAUUUUAACAGACAUUACUCUGUAUAAGCAGACAUUAUCUCUCAUCAUUACAAAAAAAUACCUAUUUAUUUUCUUAGAAUGGGAUCUCCAUACAAGUUGGUAUUGUCUCACAGCCUGACCUCAUGACCCAGUAAGUUAUAAAAACACAGCCUGACCUCAUCACCCAGUAAGUUAUAAAAACACAGCCUGACCGCAUGACCCAGUAAGUUAUAAAAACACAGCUGACCUCAUGACCCAGUAAGUUAUAAAAACACAGCUGACCUCAUGACCCAGUAAGUUAUAAAAACACAGCCUGACCUCAUGACCCAGUAAGUUCUAAAAACACAGCCUGACCUCAUGACCCAUUAUUUUAUAAAAACACACCCUGACCUCAUCACCCAGUAAGUUAUAAAAACACAGCCUGACCUCAUGACCCAGUAAGUUAUAAAAACACAGCCUGACCUCAUGACCCAGUUAGUUAUAAAAACACAGCCUGACCUCAUGACUCAUUAAUUUAUAAAAACACAGCCUGACCUCAUGAGCCAGUAAGUUAUAAAAUCACAAAAUUUGCUAUACUCAAAGUGUUUAACUUUGUUUACGAAGCCACACAGUUAUAUGCACUGCUCUGUCUAUUUUGAGAACCAUCACUGACAAAGGUCAUUUUAAAUGGACCAAUGGGUUUAAAGCUUCAUUCCAUAUUAUAGUUUUUUAAAAAAAGGUAAAAUAAUCUUCCAGUAGGGUUUGUCAUUUCUAAGACCACAAAACAUCACAUGACAUCACAUCACAUUAAGAAAUGUUUCUAUUUUUAGGCAAUGUUUUCAUAAAAUAUGGUUGCCAGCAAUGUAUUUCCACAAUAUAUGAAGCAGUAACAAUUUCUUUGUAAAAUCUUUUGUAAAGUAUAGCUGUAAACACAUGUUCGUCUAGCUUAGUCUAACCCACUAAGCUAGUUUACAUUAGCGUAGAAGUACCAAACAGCUGUUGAGAGAUUGGCCAAAUGGAAUACCAGGAUGUUUUAUCAAUAACUGAAUGUGAUUUGCUAGACUGUAUGCCGGGAUGUUCUAAUUAUAGAUUUAUGCCAUUAAAUGACGAGCCUUAUAGACGACACUAUUUUGAAUUAGUGCAAUGUUUGUUUUAAUAAUCAUAGAAAGACCAGGUGCAAAACACGUUCAUGAUGUACACAUAUAAAACCAAUUGAACCAGGUACAAAACUUGUUCAGUAGACCCUAUUUACACAUGAAAACUACUUGAAUUAGGUACAAGACAUAUAGGAUGUACACAUGAAAACUACUUGAAAUAGGUACAAGACAUAUAGGAUGUACACAUGAAAACUACUUGAAUUAGGUACAAGACAUAUAGGAUGUACACAUGAAAACUACUUGAAAUAGGUACAAGACAUAUAGGAUGUACACAUGAAAACUACUUGAAUUAGGUACAAGACAUAUAGGAUGUACACAUGAAAACUACUUGAAUUAGGUACAAGACAUAUAGGAUGUACACAUAAAAAUCACUUAAACCAGGUACAAAACAUACUGGAUGUACACAUAAAACCACUUGAACCAGGUACAAAAUGUACCAAAGGUACACAUAAAACCCACUUGAACCAGGUACAAAAUGUACUGUAUGUACACAUAAAAACCACUUUAACCAGUUACAAAAUAGUGGAAAAUCAUAUCAUUUUUCCAUAAACAUAAAAAUAGCAAAAGUAUCUAUUUCAAUAAAAUAUUAAGUGGAUUAUUUGAUCAAGAUAAACAAUCUCAUUUGAGUCGGAACAAAUGUUUCAUAAAAAGUAAACUAGUAUUUAUACCCCAACAUAACUAAAGGGUACACCUUUCGUUUCAUUGUUGUCAUUCCCAGUGUGAAAAUAGGAGGCAUCUCAUUUACCACAUUGUCAUUCCCAGUGUGAAAAUAGGAUAUAUCUCAUUUGCCAUGUUGUCAUUCCCAGUGUGAAAAUAGGAUACAUCUCAUUUGCCAAUGGGGACAUCAUGUCUGUCACUGACGUCACCCUGAAGCUCUGGGAGAUAGGGGAGGAAACCAUGGACCCGCCAGACACUUGGGCGUUUUCAUUUACCGCAGGUAACAUACUGACAGUUUUAUGCUACAUCUGGGGGGGACAGUGUAGGUGAUAGUAUGUGUCACUGGGUCAUAGUACUUGUCCCUGGGGCUGCAUAUGUGUCACUGGGUCAAUGUGUGUGUCACUUGGUCACAAUAUGGGUUACAUUUAGGGUCACUGGGUCACCGGUUGGUCAACUGGGUCACAGUAUGGAUCACAGAAUCAAGGUAUGGGGUCACAGCAUUGUUCACUGGGCCACAGUAUGUGUCACUGGGUCCUAAUCCUGUGAAAGACAGAAAACAAAACCACAAUUUUAAAGUCAAUGUCAUCUUGUCGUAUUUAUGGUUAUUUGUUGUUAAAUCCAUUUUGGGUUAUUUUAUUGUUAAUGACAUCUUGUGGUAUUUUAUUGUCAAUGACAUCUUGUGGUAUUUUAUUGUUAAUGACAUCUUGUGGUAUUUUAUUGUUAAUAGCAUCUUGUAUUUUAUUGUUAAUGACAUGUUAUUUUAUUUGUUGAUGACAUCUUGGGGUAUAUUAUUGUUAAUGACAUUGUUGGGUAUUUUAUUGUUAAUGACAUCUUGUGGUAUUUUAUUGUUAAUGACAUGUUAUUUUAUUGUUGAUGACAUCUUGGGGUAUUUUAUUGUUAAUGACAUCUUGUGGUAUUUUAUUGUUAAUGACAUGUUAUUUUAUUGUUGAUGACAUCUUGGGGUAAUUUAUUGUUAAUGACAUCUUGUUGUAUUUUAUUGUUAAUGACAUGUUAUUUUAUUGUUGAUGACAUCUUGGGGUAAUUUAUUGUUAAUGACAUCUUGUGGUAUUUUAAUGUUAAUGACAUCUUGUGGUAUUUUAAUGUUAAUGACAUCUUGUGGUAUUUCAAUGUUAAUGACAUCUUGUGGUAUUUUAAUGUUAAUGACAUGUUAUUUAUUGUUAAUGACAUGUUAUUUAUUGUUAACGACAUGUUAUUUAUUGUUAACGACAUCUUGUAGUAAACAUUUUGUCCAACAGUUGUUUUUAAGACUUGACAACAAAAAAGUGAAUGACAUUUAAAAAAGAUUUUUUUGGUUGAAUGGGUUCAGGUGGGGCGCGGUACAAUGUCACAGCUACCAAGGGCACGACUCCCGUCUGGUAUCACCAUGACGACAGGGGAGGUAAAGUCAUGGAAGUCUUCACAACUUUUGAGGUCAACUCAAUUAAAGGGAGAGGAAUCAGUGAAUAUUUCUACAGGUACAUUAUUAUGCAUGUCAUGGUUUACAAUGUGGACCUAUGUAAAUAUUUGUACAACUACUUGGACUGUAACAAAAAAAAAUGUGAUUAACAUCAAGUGUGUGUGUAUGAGCUUGUCAUACCAAAAACUAAGUAAAUUAUGCAUAAUUUUGUGUCAUAAGAAUUCAUUGUGCCUUUCCGAUGUGCAACUUUCAAUACAAAACUAGUUACCAUGUUUGAACUGAGUAAGUUUUAAAGCCAGUGUUGCAAUUGGAAAUUUAAAAAAAAAAUAAAAGUGAAAACAUUUUUUUUUAAAUGCGGUUUAAAUUAAAAAUUUGUCAAUGCCAAUCAAUUUUAAUUUUUAUUUUAAAUUUAUUUUUUUAAUUUCCAGAAAUCAUAAUGGUCCUAUCAUGACUGAUUUACCGUCUGCUUGUGACAUGGUGGAGGAACCCACCAGCUCCGUUGUUAGUCAGAAUCGUGACAAAAUCACGCUACCCUUCACUAGCGCAGCAUGUAGCUCUUCUGCCUUGGUUGGAGGGAAAGGUUCUCAACUGGCACAAUUAACAAGCUUAGAAACAAAGGUUUGUGCACUGUGUGUUUAUUUGUGCACUCUGUAAUUGUGCACUUGGUGUUUGUUUGUGAGUCAAAAUGGACCCAGACAUGCAGCGCCGCCAUUGGCACCCGGGUACCAUUAGACUCAAGCUAUUCGGAUGUCAUUUGUGGUAGCUAAUUUUAGUUAAACUGAAGAAUUAAGUUUUCAAACAUAUAGUCCAUUCAAUUACCUUUCUUUCAUUUGAUACCUCAUUUUGUCUUACAAACCCAACAAUAAAAUUUUAAAUAGUUUUUUAAUUCCAACCUCUCACUUCUGGUACCUGGGUACGAAUAGCCACUUCGUAAAUAAAAUUGUAUUCAAUUUUACUAAAUAUUUUUAUCUAACAACCCUGCAUUUGGCCUAUGCAAUAGAGAAAUGCACCCAGCAUGUUGGGGCGACCAUUGACACAUUAGGUCACAUCCUGUCAUUUUGGCCGAGUCUCCAAUUGUAUCUAAUGCUCAGUCUGCGUCACUAGCGUUGGGGUCAACCGGUGCAACAAAAUUAACAAUUUGGGGUUAACAAUAUGGUCCUAACAAAAGUUGAUUAAAAAAAUAUAAUCUAAGAAAACUGAUGUUUAAAAUAAAACUAAUGAAUUGAAAUUCCUGAUCCAGGUCAAUGCUCAUGUCCCCAAAGGAUUUUGUUUGACACUCAAGUCUUUUGAGCUGCAGUUGCAGGUCUGUGUACUGUUUCUAUCUACUCUAUUCUAUGUAGUCUUUUGAGCUGCAGUUGCAGGUCUGUGUACUGUUUUUAUCUACUCUAUUCUAUGUAGUCUUUUGAGCUGCAGUUUCAGGUCUGUGUACUGUUUCUAUCUACUCUAUUCUAUGUAGUCUUUUGAGCUGCAGUUGCAGGUCUGUGUACUGUUUCUAUCUACUCUAUUCUAUGUAGUCUUUUGAGCUGCAGUUGCAGGUCUGUGUUCUGUUUCUAUCUACUCUAUUCUAUGUAGUCUUUUGAGCUGCAGUUUCAGGUCUGUGUAGUGUUUCUAUCUACUCUAUUCUAUGUAGUCUUUUGAGCUGCAGUUGCAGGUCUGUGUACUGUUUUUAUCUACUCUAUUGUAUGUAGUCUUUUGGAUGUGGUAUGCUCCUGAUAUCAUUUUUUAAAAGAGUUUAAAUAAUUGAAUGCUUUAGUUUGAUAUUUAUUGUUUGUUGGGGAAUAAACAUUGAAUGUUUUGUUGGGAUAUUUAUUGAACAUUUCAUAGUGAACAAAAUAUAAUAUUAAUAUGAAAUAAAUAUAUUUGUUAUGAAACUUCCAACAAUUCACCCCCCCCCCCCCCUUUUUUUUUUAUAUAACAUCUCACAAAUCUCCCCCCCCCCCCCCUUUUUUUUUUCAAAGGAAAGUUCUAAGAUCAGGGCAGCCAUUGAAGCAAUCUCUUCUGCCUGUGUGUAAGAAAAUAUUUAUAGCUGUUCCUUCAAACAAAUUGUAAAACUUAUAAAAAAUGUGUAUUUACAUAUGAAUAAUUAACGAAAGAUAACUAACAAAAUAAUUUCUAUUUAAGUAAAAAUAAUCAACAAAAGAUGGCAACAAAAAAAUGUAUACUUAAGUAAGAAUAAUUAAUAAAAGACAACAAACAAACAAAUUUAAUUUGAUCCCAGAUCUUAGUUAUAGUUGAAUUCAUUGAUAGGAAAGUUAUGGUGAUCUAGAUCAAAUGUCAGAAUGACUUCGUGGGUAUAAAAAUGUACUCAGUCAACAUCCAAUAACGUGUUCGUACGUCCUUGCUCCAGAACUGAGGGUGCUGACUUGACCCCUGUGUGCAGCACAGCUGUCGACCUCUUCAACUCAACAGAGAUGUGUUCCCAGGUCAGGGAUGCCAUCGUUAAGUCUCUCAAUGAAUACUUCGGCAAGGACCAUGACCAUAUCCACUAUGCUGUCAGGUCAUCCGCGGCAGGUAAAUGUAGCAUUUCAAAAGCAUGUAGUAUCAUUGAAUAAAUGAUAAUUACAACCAUCUAGGCUACAUAAGUGACAUUCUCAUCCGUGGGGACUAAGUCAGUGACAGUCUCACACCUAGACACUACAUCAGUGACAGUCUCACCCCUGGGCACUACAUCAGUGACAAUCUCACCCAUGGGGACUACAUCAGUGACAGUCUCACCCCUGGGCACUACAUCAGUGACAGUCUCACCCAUGAGGACUACAUCGGUGACAGUCUCACCCAUGGGGACUACAUCAGUGACAGUCUCACCCAUGGGGACUACAUCAGUGACAGUCUCACCAAUGGGAACUGCAUCAGUGACAGUCUCACCCAUGGGAAAUGCAUCAGUGACAGUCUCACCCAUGGGCACUACAUCAGUGACAGUCUCACCCAUGGGGACUACAUCAGUGACAGUCUCACCCAUGGGGACUACAUCAGUGACAGUCUCACCCAUGGGGACUACAUCAGUGACAGUCUCACCCAUGGGAACUACAUCAGUGACAGUCUCACCCAUGGGAAAUGCAUCAGUGACAGUCUCACCCAUGGGCACUACAUCAGUGACAGUCUCACCCAUGGGGACUACAUCAGUGACAGUCUCACCCAUGGGGACUACAUCAGUGACAGUCUCACCCAUGGGCACUACAUCAGUGACAGCCUCUUAAAUUGUCUAAGAUUAUUUAGAAAUUCCCAACAAUUCACUUGCUUAUUCCAAAACUUCCAAGAAAAGUCCUCAGCUUCUCUUGUAUAAAAUGGAGAUAAAAUAAUUUUUCCUCUUCCCCUCUCCUUAGGAGAAGACGGGACGGAGGCAUCGUCAGCUGGACAGAUGGAGACAAUUCUUGGUGUUGUUGGUCUGCCACAGGUAGUUAAGAAAAAAAUAUUUAUGUUGAAAUAAGAUUAUCAGUUCAGUUUGCAACUAUUAAAUUAUUCAAUGUAAAUAUUUACUUUUAUUAAAUCUUUCUUAUCUCAGUCACUAUUCUCAACAAUGAAAAUUAAAUUGUAGAUGACACUGUUCAACAGUAAUUUGGCUACCGAAUUUAAAACAUAUGGCUUGUAUGUGUUUUGACGUGCUGAUUCCAAAUAUGAAUCCAGAAUCUGCUUAGAAAAGUGCCCUAAGAAUAAUUCACUACAGGUAGAACACAAUGUGGCCUAAGAAUAAUUUACUACAUGUAGAAAACAAAGUGCCCUAAGAAUAAUUCACUACAGGUUGAACUAAGCUUUAGCGUUGUCUGCAAAAAAACUAUUGUAAGUUAUUAUAUAAUUUUUUUAUACAUAUUAUAACUUUUAAUGGGGAUCACAGCAGUUAAUGGGUUAAGAACUAAUGUAAAAAUGUAACUGUUAUAUUCCUCUUUAUACAUCAUGUAGAUUACUAAAAUACAUGUUUAUGUCUUACGUUUUGGACAGCUGAGAGUGGGACACUUUGCAGGGAUUCUCAAAUUUUAAUAGAUUCGUAGUUGCUCUAUAGCUGCUGCUUUGCUGAUAUUUCAGAUCUUUAAAGCCGUCAGCAAAUGCUGGAGUUCAGUGUACACAGUCCAGGCCGUAGAAUACCGUCGACAACAUGGCCAACCAAUCAGCGUACUUGUGGGCGUGGUCAUACAGCAGAUGGUGCCUGCCAAAGCUGCUGGUAAGAUUCGCUCUCUGUUAUGUGAAUUUAUCAUACAGCUGGAUGGCCAAUCAGCGUACUUGUAGGCGGGGUCAUACAGCAAAUGGUGCCUGCCAAAGCUGCUGGUAAGAUUCGCUCUCUGUUAUGUGACUUUGUCAUACAGCUGGCCAGCCAAUCAGCUUACUUGUGGGCGGGGUCAUACAGCAAUACAGCAGAUGGUGCCUGCCAAAGCUGCUGGUAAGAUUCGCUCUAUGUUAUGUGAAUUUAUCAUACAGCUGGAUGGCCAAUCAGCGUACUUGUAGGCGGGGUCAUACAGCAAAUGGUGCCUGCCAAAGCUGCUGGUAAGAUUCGCUCUCUGUUAUGGGACUUUGUCAUACAGCUGGCCAGCCAAUGAGCUUACUUGUAGGCGGGGUCAUACAGCAAAUGGUGCCUGCCAAAGCUGCUGGUAAGAUUUCCUCUCUGUUAUCUGACUUUGUCAUACAACUGGCCAGCCAAUCAGCGUACUUGUGGGCAUGGUCAUACAGCAGAUGGUGCCUGCCAAAGCUGCUGGUAAGAUUCGCUCUCUGUUAUCUGACUUUUUCAUACAGCUGGCCAGCCAAUCAGCAUACUUGUGGGUGGGGUCAAACAGCUUGUCAAUGUCCAAUACUCAGAAGUUGUGUAGUUCUUGUACAUCUUUGUUUGUUGUACAUCUGUUUGUUGUGCUUCUAUGUUGUACAUCUAUGGUUCUUGUACAUCUAUGGUUCUCAUUUGUGUAUACUUCUCUUCUAUUAUUGGUUAUUUGCUAAGCCAAUCUCUGAAUGAACAUUGAAAUGUAAUGAGAUGUUAUUCAGACACAGUUUGAAAUGUUACAAUGUAUGGAAAUUAAAAUGUGACAAUGCAUGCAAUUUUAAAUGUAACAAUUAACGAAAAUCAAGCUUGAAGAUCAAAAGGCCAAAGAGAUGAUUGUUGUGAUUGUUCUUGAUCUAAUUCCAUUAGCUAGCAAUCAUUGGAUUGUUACACAAUGGCUAGCUAGCAAUCAUUGAAUUGUUACACAAUGGCUAGUUAGCAAUCAUUUAAUUGUUUUUACCCAAUCAAUGCCAUGUAUUUGACAGGUGUCAUGUUCACUGCCGACCCAAUUAAUGGAAGUAACAGCCAGGUCGUGAUCAAUGCCAACUAUGGACUUGGUGAGUCCGUUGUAUCAGGUCGGUCUGACCCAGACACCAUAUGCGUGACCCGAGACCCAGAAUUCAUCUACGAUGGGGAGAGGCUAAAGAUAGGCAAUGUUCGAGCUGGGGAGAAGAAAAUACAGAUUGUCGAAACAGGUACUCACAUAUAUUUAUUCCAUUUUUUUUUAAUUUUUAUAUUCAAUAUGCAGUUUGAAUGUUUAUUAAUGCAAAUGUUUGUAUGGCCAUCACAUGAAAAUUUCAUAAAUUGACAACUACCUGUAAGGAAUUGAAACUCAUAAAUCUCAGAGCACGUCAUGAAGAAGGGAGACAACCUGCUAGAUCACUUUACACACAAUUACAUUAGCAGUCUUUACAUAAUCUGUAUUCCUAAUUCCUAAUCAUAAUUCCUAAAACACAAUGCAUACCUAAUCUUUACACACAAUUACAUUAAUAGCAUUCUAAAACAAAUGUUGCUGCCAAUCAAUGUGUUAUUCCUUACAACAACUAUCUGACACAUCUAUCAACGGGAACCAUGUCAUCUGUAACAGUAAGCCUAACAACAAAGCCUCUUAGUUCCCAGCCAAUCAGUGUUGACAAUCUUUGUGCCUAAACUAUUCACUUCAUGAAAACAUCUGAUUUGCUUGUGGCAGGCAAUAGCGAGUGGUUUAGAGUUUGCUAACCUUGUUUCUAUAAAUUGUAUCAUCUAGCAAGUGGGGGCAUCACAGAGGAACAUUUGACUGGGUGCUCUGACCAAGUUUGCAUAACAGAUAAAAUAAUUCUUUCUCUGUCUGCAUUAGGUCUUGAGGUAUGUUGCAACAGAUAGAAUAAUAUGUUAAUUUGUUCAGUGUUAAUUUGAUUUAAUGACAAUUGUUUUUCUUCAACAUUAUACUGACAUUACAAUUAGUUCUUUAAGAAGCCUUUUCUUCAACGUUCUACUGACAUUACAAUUAUUUCUUUAAGAAGCCCAUCUAAGGUUAGUAAUUGAAGUAUACUUCAACCUUGUUAAAGCUCUUUCUGAUCCUUGUUCUUUUACUUUUUUUAAGCUUGAGAAAUACUUUGGAUCGCCACGGGAUAUCGAAUGGGCUGUUGUUGGUGAAGAUAUUUACAUGCUCCAGGUAUGUAGGCUGGGAAACUUAUUAAAAAAACUUCCCAUCAGAUGAAUCCAUCUUUUGUCUUUUUAUCUAUCGUCAUGCCAACCAAUCACUAUCAUUUAUCUUGUUGAAGGGCCGACCAAUCAAAGUCAUUUACAGUUGAACCCAGUCUAGGGGCUUGCCAAAAAACGUUGAGAUAACCGAUGAUCGAGACAAAUGAAAACCAAUAUGGUGGCACUACAUUAACAUAAGCUUGAAAUUUCUUGAUGUCCAUGAUGUGCGUUAGUAAAUGAGAAUGUACAUGCAUGUGAUUUUGAUUUUUUUUUUUACACAACCUCGUUGCUGUGAUUUGUUGGAUGAAGCAAUUGGAAGUAGUUAUUAAAAUUCCAAGACAGGAACCAAUCAAAAUGCCUAUUUUAUUGAAAGGUCAAGGCUAGAUCACUUGAUACACAAAGUAGGUCAUGAAAAUAUCAAAUUUUGCUUGAAUUACUGGUGAUUGAAAGGUUCGGUUGCUUUCGUAAUUUUUGCGAUUCCAAAUAACACCCAAUUUAAGGAUUCUUUCACUCCUGUAUUUUGAAAAUCAAUAAUUAUUUUUAAUUAUGCAAAACUUGCUUAUUUGUUGUUUGCUAUUUCUUCUUGGGGAGUUCAAAAGCCGGCGAUUGGUCAUUUGGAUCAAGAUAGCUGACAUUAAGUGGCAAAUUCUGCCGACAUUUGUGCUCGAGAUAUUAGGGUUUGGCAACAUAAAAGAAUCGGCAUGACCGAUAAGAAAAUUCUGAGACAAAGAGGGAAUUUGUUGGUUGACAUAAAAAAUGUCGACAUAACAGGGUUCGCGAGUUAACCGAGGUCGCGAUAAGUGGGUUCCACUGUAUUUUAUCUUAGUGCCGACCAAUCACUAUCAUUUAUCUUGCCUAAGGGCUGACUAAUCGCUGUCAUUUAUCUUGUCUUUUUAUCUGUCUUUAUGCCGACCAAUCACUGUCAUUUAUCAUUCUUAGUUCUGACCAAUCACUGUCACUUUUCAUUCUUAGUUCUGACCAAUCACUGUCAUUUUUCAUUCUUAGUUCUGACCAAUCACUGUCAUUUAUGAUUCUUAGUUCUGACCAAUCACUCUCAUUAUCAUUCUUAGUGCUGACCAAUCAUUGUCAUUUAUCUUUCUUAGUGCCGACCAAUCACUUUCAUUUAUCUUGUCUUUGUUUCGCCGUCUUAGUGCCGACCAAUCACAGUUGCUGACUCUGAGACUGAGGACGAUUUAAUUCAUGAAUUUGACACACCAAAAUCAUGUGACUUUCAGUGGUGGACAACCGGUAACAUUAGGUAACAUAUUUUACAGUUUACAUUUGAUGACAUAUAUUUUACAGUUUACAUUUGGUGACAUAUAUUUUAGCUAUAUGCAACAUGUUAAAUAACUGUAAUAAAAUAUUAUAUUUCAAUAUUAUGUUUUUAACCAACUUACUGUGUUAGAAAGUCCUGGUAUCUAAUGAAGAAUAUUUCUGUUGUUUUAAGUGCUAUAAUUUUAAGUCUUGAUGUGCUCGGUCUUUUGGUGUUUAAUCUUGAUGUGUUCAGUUUUUUGGUGUUUAAUCUUGAUGUGUUCAGUCUUUUGGUGUUUAAUCUUGAUGUGUUCAGUUUUUUGGUGUUUAAUCUUGAUGUGUUCAGUCUUUUGGUGUUUAAUCUUGAUGUGUUCAGUCUUGAUGUGUUUAAUCUUGAUGUGUCCAGUCUUGUUGUGUUCAGUGUCCAGUCCAGUUCUGUUGUGUUCAAAGUCCAGAGUUCAAGACUAAAUUAACAAGACUGUUCUUCUUGCAUGUUUAUUAUUGCCAAAUGUUUAAGGCAGCCGAUCUUUCCAUUUACAGUGAAAUGAUGCCAGGGGCGGUAACUCCACUGACCCAUAACCUUUUCUGUAACGCUAUCAACUACAGCUUACAGGUAGGCAGAAGUUCAUGUUAUCGAAUAAAGCUGUUACUACAGAUAGGAAGAAAUUCAUGUUAUCUAAUUAACGUUAGUUCCUCUUAUUUUAUAAAACAUCCAUUUAGAACAUAUGAAAAAAAGCUAAUUUUUUGCCCCCCCACCCAUUCAUAUGCGCAAGAAGUUUUUGACCUCUCCCCCCACACACAAGACCAACUAAAUCAAAUAAUUUAUAGAUAAUUGUGAUGUCAAAGAAAUUUUUUAAAAAAUUAUGUCACGGGUUUACAUCUUGGACUGUUUAGCCAGCCCAGUGGUUCCCAUUACAUAUGCCGCGUUGCUCUGGGUGCCAUGCUGCCCUAGGAGAGCCAUAAGAAUGGGACAAAGAGGGCAGUCACACUGGGAAUCAACAUCAUGGGGGCCAAAAUUGUCUUUAGAAAAGAUGUUAAUAGGGAAUUAAAAUAUAAAAUCCCGGCACUUUUUUCUUUAUAUAAAGUGGCUACAUUUUCUGGCUUUGCCCAGGUGCUGCAUUUCCUCGGCAUGCCCCUGUCCUGGGUUGCUUCUUCAUCCUUACUGGGGCUCCACAAAAAUAUUCCACGUUUAAUCCAAUGUGGUACCAAUACUUGAGUAACUACUGAUUGCAGUUAUUAGGUUUUUACCUGACACUUUAUUUUUUUAUCUUUCUUUACCGCUACUUUGAAUUGUAAUUGUUAGAAUUAAACCGGUGAAAACCAAAGUUUGCAUUAGGGGCCAUAGGUAAAUGACGUCAUACGCCUGGGUGGUGGGAGGAGAGUAGGGGUCAGAUUUUUGUGAUGAUGUGUGGUGAGGGGGGGCUCAAGCCAUGUGACGUCACAUGAAAAGCGGAAUAUUGUAGUAAAGAAUUGCACUUAAUGACACUAAAUUACAGACAUUUCUAACAUUAUUCUUUUAUACAACAAUUAUCAUUAUUUUAUUUUUAAACUACGAUCACUGAGAGAAUCAGUACAGUUAUGGGAGGUCCGAGGAAUUGUUUUCUGAUCAAGUUACAGAGCGCCAAGGAGGAGGAGUAAUCAGGCUGUACUUACAGUGACAGUCAUGAGAAUUUAUGGCCACAUCUGAAAACGGGAAUCAUAGAAUUAGAGCUUACCCGCUAAAUUCGGAUGGAACGAAAAUAAAAAGGUUCACGGGUGUAUCUUAGUAAAGGCUCUAGGGAAGGGAUACUUAACCUUUUUUGCAGCGUUACCAGCCCACUCCAUUGUAAGCAUCCCCCCCACCACCAACCAUAUAAAUUAUACUGUCAUAAAAUUGAACAAUAAUUAAUUAAUUUAGCUACCUAAGAUUUAUUUCUUUAAUUAACUUUUUUAAAACAAGGGAAAAAAUUACCAAUGCAAGCAAUGCGCCAAUAAAAUUCACCAGAAAAAUAUUAACUGCUGCUAAAUGAAAUGCAAAAAAAAACCUUUUAUUUUUUUAAAGCAGCAGCAACUAGCAAUGGUAGCAAAUACAUUCAGUGUUGUAGCUAAGGUUGGUGUCACCCGGUCCGGUAAGGUGCCCCCCUCCCGAAUUCCAUGAUGUAAUCUUCUUGUUAAAUGCCAAUGUGACAUGGAUAAGAUCUGUCCUGCCAAUCAAUCAUCUGACAAUCCAUACAUUCCCCCUACUCUAGACAUUCAUGGUAUCAUUCCCCCUACUCUAGACAUUAAUGGUAUCUUUCCCCCUACUCUAGACAUUCAUGGUAUCUUUCCCCCUAUUCUAGACAUUAAUGGUAUCAUUAUGAAGUUAAUUAAUUUAGACACUUGUCAACUUUUUGAGGAAAGAGUCAUGUGACAGUUGUAUCAAAAUUUGAUCAUCUGCAGACGUUGACCAGGUUGAUGGGGGCGAGACAGAGAGCGUCCCAUCUGCCUAAAGCCAUCAUGUCCAGCUGCAACCAUCUUUUCCUCAGUCUCAUGGCAAGUCAGGUUUAUCUCCUCGUUCAUCAAGUGGUCAAUGUCUUUAAUCAGAAUAUUAUAACUUAUCAUUGGGUCAUUGUCAUUAUUCAGAUUAUUAUAACUUAUCAUGGUGUCAAUAUCAUUAUUCAGAUUAUUAUAACUUAUCAUGGCGUCAAUGUCAUUAUUCAGAUUAUUAUAACUUAUCAUGGGGUCAAUGUCAUUAUUCAGAUUAUUAUAACUUAUCAAUGGGAUCAAUGUCAUUAUUCAGAAUAAAUUAGUUUAAUUGUGCUUUUAUCACUCACAGUUAUAGCUUAUGUCUAUUUUUAGGACAUAAGCUCGGUUUUCCUCAGCAGCCUCAUGGUGCGUACAGAUGCCUUGGCCAUAAGUCUUCUGGGUGAACUGCUUCCUGAGCUGAAUGAAGAGGAAAUACAGAAAUACUACUUUCGAAAAUCCCCAGGAGUCUUGCGUAGGACAGUUAACUUUUUUAACACAAUGAGGGUGAGCAGUGAUUUCAUGCAGGCAGUUAGAACUUUGGUUGUACUGAGACUGAACUUUGGUUGUACUGAGGCAGUUAGAACUUUGGUUGUACUGAGGCAGUUAGAAUUUGGGUUGUACUGAGGUAGUUAGAACAUUGGUUGUACUGAGACAGAACUUUGGUUGUAGUGAGGCAGUUAGAACUUUGUUUGUAGUGAGGCAGUUAGAACUUUGAUUGUACUGAGGCAGAUAGAUCAUUGGUUGUACUGAGGUAAUUAGAACUUGAAGCAGUAAAGCAACAUUGUCAAAAUAUUGCUUCAAAACUAACAAUACAUUUACAGAAAACUAACGAGGCUGUUACAGAAGUAAAUGUUGUACCGGGUUUAAUCACUUAAAUUGUUUGUUUUUUUAAAUUCAAGGCUUAAAUAUUAAACACACAUUGUAGCAAAGAAUGUCUCAUCCUCAAAGAAUGUCUCAUCCUCAAAGAAUGUCUCAUCCUCAAAAAAUGUCUCAUCCUCAAAGAAUAUCUCAUCCUCAAAGAAUGUCUCAUCCUCAAAAAAUGUCUCAUCCUCAAAGAAUAUCUCAUCCUCAAAGAAUAUCUCACCCUGAAUUGAGUCUGACAUAACUAAGUGAUUUCAUGCUUGAAAUCCUGACAGAAAUAUUGACAGUGGCAGCAUUUCCAUUUUUUUUUUUAAAUUCUCCCAUGAGCACUCAAUAUUAUUCCUCAAAUAUUUUUGCAGCAUUUUAUUUUAUUAAUUUGAAUUCAUAAUUGACCAAUUUACAUCAAUCUCCCAAGUUUACAGCUAAAUGUUUAUAGCAGACAUGUGCAUCAAUUCUAAACAGACGUUGAUGAAAGCAGGCAAAGAGACAGCCAGAUGGGAGGAAAGGAUACGGACAUAUGAGGUUGGCCCUAGAACAAAGACAUCUGCCGAGUUGUACCAUUGCAUUGACCAACAGCUGACCGACUAUGAAACAGUAAGCCUUGAAUAUGUGAUGCUGUGGAUGCUUCAUUUGGUGCUGUAUCAAUUAUAAGCUUUUAAGCAAGACCAAUACAACCACAUAUGGCAGAUAUCAACCCCACACCUCACACAUGGCAGGGAUCAGCCUCACACCCCACACAUGGCAGGGAUCAGCCUCACACCCCACACAUGACAUGGAUCAAAUCUGUUUAAUUUUAUAACAAAAAUGAGAUUAAUAUUUUUGUUUAAUACCAUUCAAAUGUUGCUUUUACCUAGAAUUAAUAUUGACCAGCUGGACCAUCUCAAUCACAUGGUGCAUUUAAAAUACUUGAAGAGGUUCAUCAUCUGGAAUAAUAAUCCGCCUGACUCUCCAUUACCCACCAAAGCUUAGUUGCAUUGACUCUCUAUAGUCUUAAAGGGGUUUACUAAAUCCCUUUUAGAAAUACAUUCAUAAAUAAAGGAGAUGUUUAUAGGAUAAUGUGUGCAUUUAGCGCGUGCGAGGGGGGCGGGUAAGCAGUAAAUGAGAGCACAGCACAUUGUGCAUCCGGGCGGACAACAUCCACUUGGGAUAUCUUAAGAUUAUAAAUAUCCCUUUUUUUUAAAUGACUUAUUUAUUAGCAUUGCUAAAUGUUGUUGAUGAAUGUUGUAAAAAUUUUCUUUGAAUGCUGUGUAGGUGUGGAUGUGGACGUUGUUGAACAGUGCCAAGUCAGGGAACAUGGCUCAAGUUCUUAUGUCUGUCAUUGGAGGGGAAUGUCAAAGUAAGUAUUGUGCACACACAGAUGGUAUGAAGGUAAUUAUUGGGUUGUACACAGAUUGAUAUAAAAGUAAAUAUUUUGAUCAUAGAUUAAUAUGAAAGUAAGUUUAGAGAAAGAACCCAUGUUUUUUCCAUUUGGAUUUGGCAUACCCUGUUUAACCUACUGACACCGGAUUAAGUGUGAUGAUUAUAAUUAGUAGCUCCAUUGUAAGAGUAUAAAGUGGUUUAUAAUCCUGACUAUAAUCCUACCCCCAAUCAUUAGCCCAAACCUAACUAGUGAACUGUUUAACAUUUCUGUCCUAUUUAGAUUGGACUUCUGAACACUACGGUGACAUAGCUUUACUUCUGUCCAACUGUGAUGAUGUCUACAGUGCUGAAGUCCCUCAUGCUAUGGCUGUACGUUUUCUGAUGCUUGUCAUAGCAAAGGCUCUCCCUCAAUGUUAUGUUACAGUGUGGAUGUUAUGCUACAGUAUGCAUGUUAUGCUACAGUGUGCAAGAACUGGUGGAAAGUAGCAAAAUAUGCCUGCCAUUAUUAUUCCGGUCACACUAGGUCAUAUACAAACAUUGAAAUGUCGUUUGAAAAAUUUAAUGUAUUAAAGAUAUGAAACAGUAUUUUAAAAAAAAAUCAAAUCAAUUCUGAUAUAUUUUCAUAAAAAUAACUUUUUGUUUUGUGUUAACAGAAAAUUGCUGGAAUGAUCGCAAAAAAAGGUCCUAAAUCAGUAGAACAGUUUCUGGACACAUCUGACAAGGUAAGAGGUCCUAAGUCACUAAAGGAGUUCAUGAACACGUCUGAUAAGGUAAAUCUAAAGGUGGUAAUGUCUCAUCAUGAUAAAUGAAUUGUUUAAUGUCAAAUACCCAGACAAGCAUGACUUUGACAAAACUGUCCACAUUAAUGACGUGUACACAAUGUCAAUUUCCAGGACUGUGUCCAGCUGAUCCUCGAUGACCAAGAGCUUGACCAGGCUGUCAAUGAGUUUCUUAGCCGUCAUGGACACAGAUGUUUGAGAGAGGUCAGAUAAUUUUUUUGGUCAUUAUCAAUUUUAAGGAACAAGCUGUACAAAAUAUAAUUGUGUUUUUAACGUUAUGUGUCCAUAGCAACCGGCAAGAAUAUGGGAAAUACAGAAAAUAUGGUUGGUUAAAUCCAUGCAAUUUGAAGUUGGUUAAAUUCAUUUUUUUUCCUAAUUAGCUGAAUUCAUACAACAUCUAGUUGAAUAAAUCUUUGGAGCGUGACAUAAAACAAAUCUGAUUGUAAUAUUAGUCAUUAAAUCUUAUUGUAUGUACGUUAGUCUUUAACCCACGAACUGUGGUCAGCCGAAAAAAUCGGCCGACAUUCUUGUUCUGUACUGUGGCGGCCGAAAAAAAUCAGCUGAUAAAAAACACGGUCCGAUAGCAACUUCCAAUCCAAUAUUUAAGCGGAAUUAUAGCCAGAAUUAUAAAAAAUAUAGUUUUAUUAAUAAUUAAAUCAUCAUCCAGUUCAAGCUGUUUCAUGAUAACUUGAAAAUAAGUGCUUUUUAAUUUGAGUCUUAUAUCGCUGCUUUUUUUUAAAGCUAAAAUGGUUGAUGCCAUGGCUGGGGUCAUUCAGUGCAAGAACUAAUAGAAAUAUGUUUGAAAGCCAUGGCUGGGCCUUCAGUGCAAGAACUAAUAGAAAUAUGUUUGAAAGCCAUGGCUGGGCCUUCAGUGCAAGAACUAAUAGAAAUAUGUUUGAAAGCCAUGGCUGGGCCUUCAGUGCAAGAACUAAUAGAAAUAUGUUUGAAAGCCAUGGCUGGGCCUUCAGUGCAAGAACUAAUAGAAAUAUGUUUGAAAGCCAUGGCUGGGCCUUCAGUGCAAGAACUAAUAGAAAUAUGUUUGAAAGCCAUGGCUGGGCCUUCAGUGCAAGAACUAAUAGAAAUAUGUUUGAAAGCCAUGGCUGGGCCUUCAGUGCAAGAACUAAUAGAAAUAUGUUUGAAAGCUUUUUAGGAGAGGAUUUAAGUGAUACUGAUGAUGAUUUUAACCUUCCCCAUGACGAUAUUAGUUGAUAUUAUUCUUCUCGUGAACUUUAUACUAGUCUUAGUGAUACUGAAGUAGGCCUACUGAGGCUACUGUUAGACUUCAAGCUAGGCCUUGAGGCUGGGCAAGGACUGACUGAAUUUUAGUCACAGAAGCUACAGAUUAUAGAUCAAAACUAAUAAAUUGUAUAGUUAAACAAUCCAAAUCAGUUCCACAGUUCCUUUUUAAAUGUUUAGUAGUCAAUAAUAACUAUUUUGCCUGAGAUUUUGUAUUUUGUACUUGGUUUUACAGUGGUCCCAGUUUCUUAUAUGAAUGAGCUAAAAUUACUAAAAUUGCUCUCAGAGUUUUAAUUGUAAUCAAAACCUUAGCAAACUGUACAUUUUCUGAAAGAUAAAUAAAUUGGCUACAACAUUUAGAUUAGUGUUUUAUAAGUGUAUCUCUAAAAAUGAAUGAUGUUAAGAGCACUUUAAAGCAAGACAUUUUGUUGAUUUUUUUUUUCUUGAGAACUCCAAGGUCAAGGACACUGCAAAAAUUUUUUACGGGUUUGGCAAUAUGGUCAACUUUAUCCCCAUCUAUUAACCUUUCUAAAAAUAUAUACUUAUUGGGGUCUUGUAUCAAUAUUUCUAUGUCAUUUAAUGCAAUUUCAAAUGGCACUCCAAACGUUGUGAAAAGCUCCACACCACAGAAUAAUGCAUGCCACAGUUCGUGGGUUAAAUCUGAAUGUACAUGUAAGUUAGCUUUUGUGCAAAAAAUACAAUUCUAAAUAAAGGUCUCAAGAAGAGAAAACUAUGAGUGGAUUUGAACCAAUGGUUAUUGUUAUCUCUCAUUGUUGUCUCUCAUUGUUAUCUCUCAUUGUUAUCUCUCAUUGUUGUCUCUCAUUGUUAUCUCUCAUUGUUAUCUCUCAUUGUUAUCUCUCAUUGUUAUCUCUCAUUCUUAUCUCUAAUUAUCUCUCAUUGUUAUCUCUCAUUGUUAUCUCUCAUUGUUAUCUCUCGUUGUUUCUCUGCCUAGGCUGAGAUGAGAGAGAAAUCCUGGCGGUCUGCCCCUGAGAAAUUCAUUUCUGUUCUGAAGGUUGGUAACCCAAGAGAAGACUAAUGUGAUAUGUGUUUUGGUCAAUAAUUGAAUAUGUCAUGAUACAGAGUGAAGGAGGAGCUUUACUUAUUUCUUGUUUUAGAGCCCUGGUUCUCAACAUGUUGGUCAUGACCCCUCUGAUCACAUGACCCUUACAUUUGGGUCGCCUAAAACCAUUGGAAAACACAUUUAUGAAUUAGCAAUGAAAAUAAUGUUAUGGCUUGGGGUCACCACAACAUGAGGAACUGUAUUAAAGGGUAGCAGCAUUCAGAGGGUUGAGAAUCACUGUUAUGAAGAGCUAAGAAGCUUUCCAUAUGUCUUAUAAUACAACUCAAGUCAGAAGUUAAUGGUUAGGCUUGUUCUAAUCUAACUUGAUUAACUGUUCUGUCUGUUAACUAACCAGUAUUAGCACAACCAUCACAGCACAACCAUCACAGCACAACCAUCACAGCACAACCAUCACAGCACAACCAUCACAGCACAACCAUCACAGCACAACCAUCACAGCACAACCAUCACAGCACCACCAUCACAGCACCAUCAUCACAGCACAACCAUCUCAGCACAACCAUCUCAGCACAACCAUCACAGCACAACCAUCACAGCACAACCAUCACAGCACAACCAUCACAGCACAACCAUCACAGCACAACCAUCACAGCACAACCAUCACAGCACAACCAUCACAGCACAACCAUCACAGCACAACCAUCACAGCACAACCAUCACAGCACAACCUUCACAGCACAACCAUCACAGCACCAUCAUCACAGCACCAUCAUCAUACCACAACCAUCUCAGCACAACCAUCUCAGCACAACCAUCACAGCACAACCAUCACAGCACAACCAUCACAGCACAACCAUCACGGCACAACCAUCACAGCACAACCAUCACAUCAAAUUUUCAUAGUUUAUGAUGUGUAGUUGUUUAUUUGUGUUUUUUUAAUUUUUUAGAUUAUACUGAAGACAAAGUCUUAUGAAAAAAGUCUAAGAGAUCCAGUGUCUGUGUCUGAGCUGCUUUCUAAAAUGAAGACAAAAAUCUCAUUCACUAAACGGUAUGUACUGAACUAUUGAAAUCAAGCUACCAUUUCAACAAACAUCAGAACCAUUGGCAUCAAGCUACCAUUUGAACAAACAUCAGAACCAUUGUCGCAAAGCUACCAUUUCAACAAACAUCAGAACCAUUGGCAUUAAGCUACCAUUUCAACAAACAUCAGAACCAUUGGCAUCAAACUACCAUUUGAACAAACAUCAGAACCAUUGGCAUCAAGCUACCAUUUCAACAAACAUCAGAACCAUUGUCGCAAAGCUACCAUUUCAACAAACAUCAGAACCAUUGGCAUAAAGCUACCAUUUCCACUAACAUCAGAACCAUUGUCGCCAAGCUAAGAUUCAAACAAACAUGUAUAAUUUAUUUAAAAAUACCAAAUACUUGUUUGAGUAAAGGGAUAUCGCAAUAGCAUUUUUGAAAAAUAUUAACAAAAUCUUUUAGAAAAAUCUUUUAUGUUUAUUCAUUUCAAUUGAAUGUAGUGUUGUCAUUUAUGGUAAGCAAAUGAUGCAUAUGUCAAUGACACACUUCAGAUUACUUUCAUAACCUUUGUCUAGAAACUGUUCAGCACUAGAUCCUGAGAGGUUCAAGAAAAAGUCUUUUAAAGACAUGGCCUUAUGUUUGAUAUUAUCAACACAUGUCUAUCAUUUCUUAUGUUUGAUACUAUCAACCCAUGUCUAUCAUUUCUUAUGUUUGAUAUUAUAAACACAUGUCUAUCAUUUCUUAUGUUUGACUAUUGUAUCAACACACACUGUUACUGUAGCUAUGAUUUCUUCUCCCUGAGAUCAGCCAAAUACUCAGGUUCCUGUUGCCCAAGUCAUGGCAAGCUGUUGGGUCCAGGGAGUGGGGAAAGGUAAGACUGAGAAACACAUUCAAAUUCAGGUGAUUCACAUAAAUAUACCUAGUAUCUUAGUUUUGUUCAUCAAACUCAGUGUGUGGAGCAAUGGUGGGGCAGGAGCAAUGGUGGCACAGGAGCAAUGGGGGCACAGGAGCAAUGGGGGGCACAGAAGAACUGGUGGCACAGGAGCAAUGGUGGCACAGGAAAACUGGUGGCACAGGAGCAAUGGUGGCACAGGAGUAGUGGUGGAACAGGACAACUGGUGGCACAGGAGCAGUGGUGGCACAGGAGCAAUGGUGGCACAGGAGACGUGGUGGCACUGGAGCAAGGGGCACAGAAGAACUGGGGGCAAAGGACAGAUGGCGGCACAGGAAAACUGGUGGCACAGGAGCAAUGGUGGCACAGGAGUAGUGGUGGAACAGGACAACUGGUGGCACUGGAGCAAUGGUGGCACAGGUGCAAUGGUGGCACAGGAGUCGUGGUGGCACUGGAGCAGUGGUGGCACAGGAGCAAUGGUGGCACAGGAGCAGUGGUGGAACAGGACAACUGGUGGCACUGGAGCAAUGGUGGCACAGGAGCAAUGGUGGCACAGGAGCCGUGGUGGCACAGAACAACUGGUGGCACAUGACAACUGGUGGCACAGGACAACUGGUGGCACAUGAGAACUGGUGGCACAGGAGCAGUGGUGGCACUGGAGCAAUGGUGGCACAGGAGCAGUGGUGGCACAGAACAACUGGCUGCACAGGACAACUGGUGGCACAGGAGAACUGGUGACACAGGAGCAGUGGUGGCACAGGAGCAGUGGUGGCACAGGAGAACUGGUGGCACAGGAGCAAUGGUGGCACAGAUGAUUACCUCAUGUAACAGUCAGUCUGCCUCUUAUACAGCCUGCCUCCCUUACAGCCUCUUGUAUAAUCUCAUACUUCCUUCUUUUCUUCUUUCACCUCCUGGAGUUUUCUCCUCAUAUGUUAAACAACAUUUAUAUUAUAAAUCCAGUAGGUACAACUAAUAGAGAUGCUUCAUGUUACACUCUUUUGAACUUGGACAUGUUACUCUGUGUCUUCCUGAAUUUGAUGCCAAGCCCUCCACUUCACAUACAAUAUUGAAACAUAAAAUUACCUCAGUUGCUUAUCAAACAUUGUUUUGGGCUGCUACAAAAUCAGCUGAGUUGAAUUUUGUGAAAUUUUCUCUAAAAUUAUAAAUGUGACUUUUUUAUAUGGGGAUUUUGUUGUGCUAUUGUUCCUGAAAUGUUUCAACAGUCAGUGUCCAUUCAGAUGGUUGAGCUGUUCAAGUUGGCUUAUUAUAGACUGGCCACUCUUCUAUACAAGGAGGUAAUCUUUUUUUUUUUUUUAAUUUUCAAGUAACAAUCACUGUUUUUGACUUAAUGUUGAUUUCCUUGCUGGGGAGUGCAUUGUUAUCCAGGCUGUUGAGAAAAUGGGGAGUGUAUUGUUUUCCUGGUUGUUGAGAAAAUGGGGAGUGCAUUGUUAUCCAGGCUGUUGAGAAAAUGGGGAGUGCAUUGUUAUCCAGGCUGUGGAGAAUUCUGCUUUUAAAUCUAUAUUAAAAAUAAAAAGCAUUUUGUGAAAAGUUAUUUCUACAUUAAAAUUGAUUAUUUGAUUUAGUAAAAUGUUUGUAUACUCGAAACCGAUCGAGUCUAAGUAUGCAAAAUAUAUUGCAAUAAUAAAGGCCAUUUACUCAGGAAUCUAAGCUCUUUAUUUCCCCCAGUUUCAAUAUUUAACUGCCAUUCAUGAGUAUAUUUACUAACAUCAGAUCAGUCCAUUCACUAACAUCAGUCCAUUCACUAACAUCAGUCCAUUCACUAACAUCAGUCCAUUCACUAACAUCAGUCCAUUCACUAACAUCAGUCCAUUCACUAACAUCAGUCCAUUCACUAACAUCAGUCCCCAUUCACUAACAUCAGUCCAUUCACUAACAUCAGUCCAUUCACUAACAUCAGGUUGUAAUAAGUUGAAAAAAUUGAUAUUUGCUUUUUUAAAUUAUUUUUCCCGUGCUCAUUUAAUUCCUCUAAACUUUGAACUAAUUUCAAAAAAAUAAAAGGGGAGGCUACCAGAUCCUGACCUGAUAUACUUCCUGACCCAUCAAGAGAUUUCAAAACUGAUUACCUCUCGUUCCGCUCGUCUUAUAAUCAAGUAAGUUUACAUUGUGCUGAGGCUCCAUGGGAGAAGAGCAGAAUGGAUGAAACUAAUUUCAUGUGAGGAGAGAAGGAGAGCAGAAUGGAUGAAACUAAUUUCAUGUGAGGAGAGAAGGAGAGCAGAAUGGAUGAAACUAAUUUCAUGUGAGGAGAGAAGGAGAGCAGAAUGGAUGAAACUAAUUUCAUGUGAGGAGAGAAGGAGAGCAGAAUGGAUGAAACUAAUGUCAAACUGAUUGCACAUUUAAUGAUCUACCUUUAUGUGUCACAGGGUCUUCGUCAGGAAAUUUUUAUCGGACUCAAAAUAAAAUGGGGUCACAUCUUGAGACUGGAUAUUUUCAUGCUUGAUUUUCAUUGUUUUAGUUGAUUUUUGUAUGUGUUUUCAAAGAUUCAAUGACUACAGGCUUAGCAUAGUGCACUCCCUUUAUCACAAUUUGAUCAAUAUUUUAUUCCCAUUUGAUAAGUUGAUAUAUUGUUAGACAUUUUUAUAACCAAACAAUAUGAAAACUGUGGAUGAUAUUUAAUUGGACUAUUCUACCAUCAUUGCCAUCAUCCGGUUUUGACCAUUUCGUCCACAUCUGUUUUAUAUCAAAUAUUUAAAAUAUGCCCCUGGCUUAGAUGUAUGGAUGAUAAAAUUUAAUGAAGUGUAUUUAGAAUCAUUUUACAUCAUAAUGUUACCAUCAACUUUCCUUUUUUCUUUUUUUAGAGCCCAAAAGAGAAGAAAAAUACUCUCCAAACAAGCAGAUAAAAAGUUUAUGAAAAUCAGUAAAGCUGGUCCUCAACUGGUACAUUAUUUAUAAUUUAUGUUUUUUUAAAUAAAUGUUGCCAGGUUUCAUUAAAUGGUAACAAAUAAUUAUUUGGAUUGUAUUUACCGUAUGUCAAUGUGACCUACUUAGAAUGACCCAGUUUUGAAUGUGGUGUUGGGUCAGCCAGGUGUCUGAAGGCAGGUUGGAGGAAAAAGCCGAUCCUUAACAAGCAAUUAGUCUAAAUAGGGAUGAGCAGAGUGCAUAAGUGAAAACUUCAGAGUAAAAGAACCACAUAGAGAUGGAUGAGUAGUUUCACAGAGAUGGGUGUUAAGUUUCUCAGAGAGGGGUGUGUAGUAUUAAAGAAAGGUGUGUAGUAGUAUCAUAGAGAGAGGUGUGUAGUAUCUAAGGUGGGUAGUAUCAAAGAGAGAAAUAGGGUGUCAUAGAUAGAGGUGUAGUAUCUCAGAGAGAAGUGAGUAGUAUCUCAGUGAUGUGUUUAGUAUCACAGAGACCACUCUGUUUAGUUUAUUGACUUGUAGUGUCAGAAACCUACAUAACACGGUACAUAUCAACUCGUCACCAUGUGCAGCUGUGCACUGGCAAACUACAUACAUUUUAUCAUUUCUAUUGAACACUCAAAUCUCAAGCAACAAAAAUUAGUUUUUAUAUUGUGGAGAGUUUGGACCACAACGGCGCCGGGGGCGUCUGACGUAACCGUCUGACCAGGAAUUACGGCCGUCUGACCAGGUACAGCCGGCGCCAUCUGACCUGGGAUCACGACCGAAGGAUCAAGCGCUGGGGGCGGUACCGGCCAUCCAUCUGACCAGGGCAUUUCCCUGGUCUGUUUGUAAUCUGGCGCCGAUUGAGAAAAGGGGCGGCGCAAGUACAGACCCAGGGACCUAUAAAUAGGGACCUCUGGACGGGACGAGACAGAGCGCGGCCGGAUGGUUAGAAGAGGAAGGCGGCCGGACUGAGAACUAGAUAGCAGGGAGAAGUCAGAGUUGUGAAUUGAGUGAAAGUGUAAGCAAGUGACAGCCCAAUAAAGAACACGAGUUUAAUUAUCAAUGUAUCACCGGAGUUGUUUCCUUAUUGAGUACCAGAUCUAGAUGAAGUUUGUCAGAGAGUAAGCAAGGUUUCCUUACAAUAUUCAUUUAUUGCAGAUUGAUGUCAACACAAGUCGUGCUGAUACUGCCAAUGUAGAGUGUCUCAAAGGUAUCACAGCUAGGGGCUAGAUAUUUCCAUUGUUGGGUAUUAUAAAAAUAUUGCUGAACAUAUUAUGUAACUGAACAAUAUAUUACAGUAGAAUAUAUUAUUGUACAAUGUAUUCCUUUUUAAAGAUUAUGCAGUACUAGAUUUUCAUGUAUAUUUCAGUGCUAAAUAUUCCUUCAUAAGAUAUUCCUGUUCUAGAUAUUACAGUACUAGAUAUUCCUGUACUGGAUAUUCCUGUACUAGAUAUUCCUCUUCUAGAUAUUUCUGUACUAGAUAUUCCUCUUCUAGAUAUUCCUGUACUAGAUAUUACAGUACUAGAUAUUACUCUCCUAGAAAUUCCUGUACUAGAUAUUACAGUACUAGAUAUUCCUCUUCUAGAUAUUCCUUUACUAGAUAUUACAGUACUAGAUAUUCCUGUACUAGAUAUUACAGUACUAGAUAUUCCUUUUCUAGAUAUUACAGUACUAGAUAUUCCUGUACUAGAUAUUACUGUACUAGAUAUUACUGUACUAGAUAUUCCUGUACUAGAUAUUACAGUACUCGAUAUUCCUGUUCUAGAUAUUACUGUACUGGAUAUUCCUUUACUGGAUAUUACUGUACUAGAUAUUCCUGUUCUAGAUAUUCCUGUACUAGAUAUUACUGUACUAGAUAUUACUGUACUAGAUAUUCCUGUUCUAGAUAUUACAGUACUAGAUAUUCCUGUACUAGAUAUUACUGUACUAGAUAUUCCUCUUCUAGAUAUUACAUACUCGAUAUUCCUGUUCUAGAUAUUACUGUACUGGAUAUUCCUUUACUGGAUAUUACUGUACUAGAUAUUCCUGUUCUAGAUAUUCCUGUACUAGAUAUUCCUGUACUAGAUAUUCCUGUUCUAGAUAUUACAGUUCUAGUUAUUCCUGUACUAGAUAUUACAGUACUAGACAUUCCUGUACUGGAUAUUACAGUACUAGAUAUUCCUGUACUGGAUAUUACAGUACUAGAUAUUCCUGUUCUAGACAUUCAUGUACUAGAUAUUCAUGUACUAGAUAUACCUAAAUAUUACUAAAUGCUUUACCUGUAUGCCUAACAAUGACAGUCUCUGUGCUACAAUUAUUUUUAUGGGCAUUUAAGUCUCUAAACAUUUUUUUUUUUAUAUAAAUAGUCACAAUCAUUAUGUUAAUAAACGGAUAUUAACACCAGGUAUGCCAGUGAGUCAAGGUCAAGUGACCGGGCCAGCGAGGGUGGUGCUCAGUUUGGACCAAGCAUCUGUCAUCAAGGUAAUGGGACUGUCAUUUUAACAUAAGGACGUAUCUUGAGUGACAACAUGGUUUGAUAGAAGAGAAAAUAUUGAUUGCCACAUUUGUAGGCUGGCUGUCAUUCUAAAAAUGAAGUCCUAAAUGGAAUAAAUAUUUUUUUAGAUUUGAUAUACAUUUAUGGAAUCUUAAAAUAAUCAUAAAUAAUUGUUAAAUGUGCUAGUUUGAUGAUGGUACUGCUUAAUUUGCUAGUCUGAUGUCAUUGCUUAAUCUGCUAGUCUGAUGAUGUCAUUGCUUAAUCUGCUAGUCUGGCGACAUCCUUGUGGUCAGCAGUACUGACGUUGGAUGGUCUCCUUACUUCCCACUUAUUGGUGGACUCAUAACAGAACUAGGUGGUCUUAUAUCACAUGGUAAGUCUUUUAUGACACGACAUUUGUAUUAUUACUAUUGCUUUUAGGUGUAUGACAUAUAACAUGACAUUUGUAUUAUUUACCAUUGCUUUAAGGUGUAUGACAUAUAGCAUGACAUUUGUAUUAUUUACAUUUCCUUUAGGUGUGAGUACAGUAUGGCUUAUGACAUAUUUUUUAUAUAAUAACUCUAGAAAUCAAAUGAACAAAACCAAAGGAAUUACUAACAGGAAACGAGCCCAAGUUAAAAAAAGUGUCGGAGAGUUUACUAUGCCAUUACUUAAAGGACCAACUGUAUGACCAACUGUAUGACCAACUGUAUGACCAACUGUAUGACCAACUGUAUGACCAACUGUAUGACCAACUGUAUGACCAACUGUAUGACCAACUGUAUGACCAACUGUAUGACCAACUGUACGACCAACUGUAUGACCAACUGUAUGACCAACUGUAUGACCAACUGUAUGAUAAAAAUGAAAGAUUUCCCCAAGAGAAAUUUAAGGUGUUCACCUCCAAUACUUGUAGCCUGAUAUUAUAUGUAUCAUAUUUUUUGUAUGUUGUAACAUUCAGUUCAUUUAAUUUCACAGGAGCUGUGGUGGCCAGAGAGUAUGGCAUCCCUUGCAUAGUCAAUGUAGGCAAUGCCACAUCAAUACUUAACUCAGGUUAGUUUGUGUAGGCAAUGCCACAUCAAUACUUAACUCAGGUUAGUUCAGUGUAGGCAAUGCCACAUUAAUACUAAACUCAGGUUAGUUCAGUGUAGGCAAUACCACAUCAAUACUAAACUCAGGUUAGUUCAGUGUAGGCAAUGCCACAUCAAUACUUAACUCAUGUUAGAUCAGUGUAGGCAAUGCCACAUCAAUACUUAACUCAGGUUAGAUCAGUGUAGGCAAUGCCACAUCAAUACUUAACUCAGGUUAGUUUGUGUAGGCAAUGCCACAUCAAUACUUAACUCAGGUUAGUUAAGUGUAGGCAAUGCCACAUCAAUACUUAACUCAGGUUAGUUCAGUGUAGGCAAUGCCACAUCAAUACUUAACUCAGGUUAGUUCAGUGUAGGCAAUGCCACAUCAAUACUAAACUCAGGUUAGUUCAGUGUAGGCAAUGCCACAUCAAUACUAAACUCAGGUUAGUUCAGUGUAGGCAAUGCCACAUCAAUACUAAACUCAGGUUAGUUCAGUGUAGGCAAUGCCACAUCAAUACUAAACUCAGGUUAGUUCAGUGUAGGCAAUGCCACAUCAAUACUAAACUCAGGUUAGUUCAGUGUAGGCAAUGCCACAUCAAUACUAAACUCAGGUUAGUUCAGUGUAGGCAAUGCCACAUCAAUACUAAACUCAGGUUAGUUCAGUGUAGGCAAUGCCACAUCAAUACUAAACUCAGGUUAGUUCAGUGUAGGCAAUGCCACAUCAAUACUAAACUCAGGUUAGUUCAGUGUAGGCAAUGCCACAUCAAUACUAAACUCAGGUUAGUUCAGUGUAGGCAAUGCCACAUCAAUACUAAACUCAGGUUAGUUCAGUGUAGGCAAUGCCACAUCAAUACUAAACUCAGGUUAGUUCAGUGUAGGCAAUGCCACAUCAAUACUAAACUCAGGUUAGUUCAGUGUAGGCAAUGCCACAUCAAUACUAAACUCAGGUUAGUUCAGUGUAGGCAAUGCCACAUCAAUACUAAACUCAGGUUAGUUCAGUGUAGGCAAUGCCACAUCAAUACUAAACUCAGGUUAGUUCAGUGUAGGCAAUGCCACAUCAAUACUAAACUCAGGUUAGUUCAGUGUAGGCAAUGCCACAUCAAUACUUAACUCAGGUUAGUUAAGUGUAGGCAAUGCCACAUCAAUACUUAACUCAGGUUAGUUCAGUGUAGGCAAUGCCACAUCAAUACUUAACUCAGGUUAGUUCAGUGUAGGCAAUGCCACAUCAAUACUUAACUCAGGUUAGUUCAUUGUAGGCUAUGCCACAUCAAUACUAAACUUAGGUUAGUUCAGUGUAGGAAAAACCACAUCAAUACUAAACUCAGGUUAGUUUAGUGUAGGAAAUGCCACAUCAAUACUAAACUCAGGUUAGUUCAGUGUAGGCAAUGCCACAUCAAUACUAAACUCAGGUUAGUUCAGUGUAGGCAAUGCCACAUCAAUACUAAACUCAGGUUAGUUCAGUGUAGGCAAUACCACAUCAAUACUAAACUCAGGUUAGUUCAGUGUAGGCAAUGCCACAUCAAUACUUAACUCAGGUUAGUUCAGUGUAGGCAAUGCCACAUCAAUACUUAACUCAGGUUAGUUCAGUGUAGGCAAUGCCACAUCAAUACUAAACUCAGGUUAGUUCAGUGUAGGCAAUACCACAUCAAUACUAAACUCAGGUUAGUUUAGUGUAGGCAAUGCCACAUCAAUACUAAACUCAGGUUAGUUCAGUGUAGGCAAUGCAACAUUGAUACUUAAAUCAGGUUCGUUCAGUGUAGGCAAUGCUACAUCAAUACUUAACUCAGGUUAGUUCAGUGUAGGCAAUGCCACAUCAAUACUUAACUCAGGAUAGUUCAGUGUAUGCAAUGCCACAUCAAUACUUAACUCAGGUUAGUUCAGUGUAGGCAAUGCUACAUCAAUACUUAACUCAGGUUAGUUCAGUGUAGGCAAUGCCACAUCAAUACCAAACUCAGGUUAGUUCAGUGUAGGCAAUUCCACAUCAAUACUAAACUCAGGUUAGUUCAGUGUAGGCAAUGCCACAUCAAUACUUAACUCAGGUUAGAUCAGUGUAGGCAAUGCCACAUCAAUACUUAACUCAGGUUAGAUAAGUGUAGGCAAUGCCACAUCAAUACUUAACUCAGGUUAGUUUGUGUAGGCAAUGCCACAUCAAUACUUAACUCAGAUUAGUUAAGUGUAGGCAAUGCCACAUCAAUACUUAACUCAGGUUAGUUCAGUGUAGGCAAUGCCACAUCAAUACUUAACUCAGGUUAGUUCAGUGUAGGCAAUGCCACAUCAAUACUAAACUCAGGUUAGUUCAGUGUAGGCAAUGCCACAUCAAUACUUAACUCAGGUUAGUUCAGUGUAGGCAAUGCCACAUCAUUUAUUAAUACUUAACUCAGGUUAGUUCAGUGUAGGCAAUGCCACAUCAAUUAUCAAUACUUAACUCAGGUUAGUUCAGUGUAGGCAAUGCCACAUCAAUACUUAUCAGGUUAGUUCAGUGUAGGCAAUGCCACAUCAAUACUAAACUCAGGUUAGUUUAGUGUAGGCAAUGCUACAUCAAUACUUAACUCAGGUUCGUUCAGUGUAGGCAAUGCCACAUCAAUACUAAACUCAGGUUAGUUCAGUGUAGGCAAUGCCACAUCAAUACUAAACUCAGGUUAGUUCAGUGUAGGCAAUACCACAUCAAUACUAAACUCAGGUUAGUUUAGUGUAGGCAAUGCCACAUCAAUACUAAACUCAGGUUAGUUCAGUGUAGGCAAUGCCACAUCAAUACUAAACUCAGGUUAGUUCAGUGUAGGCAAUGCCACAUCAAUACUAAACUCAGGUUAGUUCAGUGUAGGCAAUGCCACAUCAAUACUAAACUCAGGUUAGUUCAGUGUAGGCAAUGCCACAUCAAUACUAAACUCAGGUUAGUUCAGUGUAGGCAAUGCCACAUCAAUACUAAACUCAGGUUAGUUCAGUGUAGGCAAUGCCACAUCAAUACUAAACUCAGGUUAGUUCAGUGUAGGCAAUGCCACAUCAAUACUAAACUCAGGUUAGUUCAGUGUAGGCAAUGCCACAUCAAUACUAAACUCAGGUUAGUUCAGUGUAGGCAAUGCCACAUCAAUACUAAACUCAGGUUAGUUCAGUGUAGGCAAUGCCACAUCAAUACUAAACUCAGGUUAGUUCAGUGUAGGCAAUGCCACAUCAAUACUAAACUCAGGUUAGUUCAGUGUAGGCAAUGCCACAUCAAUACUAAACUCAGGUUAGUUCAGUGUAGGCAAUGCCACAUCAAUACUAAACUCAGGUUAGUUCAGUGUAGGCAAUGCCACAUCAAUACUAAACUCAGGUUAGUUCAGUGUAGGCAAUGCCACAUCAAUACUAAACUCAGGUUAGUUCAGUGUAGGCAAUGCCACAUCAAUACUAAACUCAGGUUAGUUCAGUGUAGGCAAUGCCACAUCAAUACUAAACUCAGGUUAGUUCAGUGUAGGCAAUGCCACAUCAAUACUAAACUCAGGUUAGUUCAGUGUAGGCAAUGCCACAUCAAUACUAAACUCAGGUUAGUUCAGUGUAGGCAAUGCCACAUCAAUACUAAACUCAGGUUAGUUCAGUGUAGGCAAUGCCACAUCAAUACUAAACUCAGGUUAGUUCAGUGUAGGCAAUGCCACAUCAAUACUAAACUCAGGUUAGUUCAGUGUAGGCAAUGCCACAUCAAUACUAAACUCAGGUUAGUUCAGUGUAGGCAAUGCCACAUCAAUACUAAACUCAGGUUAGUUCAGUGUAGGCAAUGCCACAUCAAUACUAAACUCAGGUUAGUUCAGUGUAGGCAAUGCCACAUCAAUACUAAACUCAGGUUAGUUCAGUGUAGGAAAUGCCACAUCAAUACUUAACUCAGUUUAGUUCAGUGUAGGCAAUGCCACAUCAAUACUUAACUCAGGUUAGUUCAGUGUAGGCAAUGCCACAUCAAUACUUAACUCAGGUUAGUUCAGUGUAGGCAAUGCCACAUCAAUACUAAACUCAGGUUAGUUCAGUGUAGGCAAUGCAUCAUCGAUACUUAAAUCAGGUUCGUUCAGUGUAGGCAAUGCUACAUCAAUUCUUAACUCAGGUUAGUUCAGUGUAGGCAAUGCCUCAUCAAUACUUAACUCAGGAUAGUUCAGUGUAUGCAAUGCUACAUCAAUACUUAACUCAGGUUAGUUCAGUGUAGGCAAUGCUACAUCAAUACUAAACCCAGGUUAGUUUAGUGUAGGAAAUGCCACAUCAAUACUUAACUCAGGUUAGUUCAGUGUAGGCAAUGCCACAUCAAUACUUAACUCAGGUUAGUGCAGUUUAGGCAAUGCUACAUCAAUACUUAACUCAUGUUAGUUCAGUGUAGGCAAUGCGACAUCAAUACUUAACUCAGGUUAGUUCAGUGUAGGCAAUGCCACAUCAAUACUUAACUCAGGUUAGUUCAGUGUAGGCAAUGCCACAUCAUUUAUUAAUACUUAACUCAGGUUAGUUCAGUGUAGGCAAUGCCACAUCAAUUAUCAAUACUUAACUCAGGUUAGUUCAGUGUAGGCAAUGCCACAUCAAUACUUAUCAGGUUAGUUCAGUGUAGGCAAUGCCACAUCAAUACUAAACUCAGGUUAGUUUAGUGUAGGCAAUGCUACAUCAAUACUUAACUCAGGUUAGUUCAGUGUAGGCAAUGCCACAUCAAUACUAAACUCAGGUUAGUUCAGUGUAGGCAAUGCCACAUCAAUACUAAACUCAGGUUAGUUCAGUGUAGGCAAUGCCACAUCAAUACUAAACUCAGGUUAGUUCAGUGUAGGCAAUGCCACAUCAAUACUAAACUCAGGUUAGUUCAGUGUAGGCAAUGCCACAUCAAUACUAAACUCAGGUUAGUUCAGUGUAGGCAAUGCCACAUCAAUACUAAACUCAGGAUAGUUCAGUGUAGGCAAUGCCACAUCAAUACUAAACUCAGGUUAGUUCAGUGUAGGCAAUGCCACAUCAAUACUUAACUCAGUUUAGUUCAGUGUAGGCAAUGCCACAUCAAUACUUAACUCAGGUUAGUUCAGUGUAGGCAAUGCCACAUCAAUACUAAACUCAGGUUAGUUCAGUGUAGGCAAUGCCACAUCAAUACUAAACUCAGGUUAGUUUAGUGUAGGCAAUGCCACAUCAAUACUAAACUCAGGUUAGUUCAGUGUAGGCAAUGCCACAUCAAUACUAAACUCAGGUUAGUUCAGUGUAGGCAAUGCAACAUCGAUACUUAAAUCAGGUUCGUUCAGUGUAGGCAAUGCUACAUCAAUACUUAACUCACGUUAGUUCAGUGUAGGCAAUGCCACAUCAAUACUUAACUCAGGAUAGUUCAGUGUAUGCAAUGCUACAUCAAUACUUAACUCAGGUUAGUUCAGUGUAGGCAAUGCUACAUCAAUACUAAACUCAGGUUAGUUUAGUGUAGGCAAUGCCACAUCAAUACUUAACUCAGGUUAGUUCAGUGUAGGCAAUGCCACAUCAAUACUAAACUCAGGUUAGUGCAGUUUAGGCAAUGCUACAUCAAUACUUAACUCAGAUUAGUUCAGUGUAGGCAAUGCCACAUCAAUACUUAACUCAGGUUAGUUCAGUGUAGGCAAUGCCACAUCAAUACUUAACUCAGGUUAGUUCAGUGUAGGCAAUGUCACAUCAUUUAUCAAUACUUAACUCAGGUUAGUUCAGUGUAGGCAAUGCCACAUCAAUUAUCAAUACUUAACUCAGGUUAGUUCAGUGUAGGCAAUGCCACAUCAAUACUAAACUCAGGUUAGUUUAGUGUAGGCAAUGCCACAUCAAUACUAAACUCAGGUUAGUUUAGUGUAGGCAAUGCCACAUCAAUACUAAACUCAGGUUAGUUCAGUGUAGGCAAUGCCACAUCAAUACUAAACUCAGGUUAGUUCAGUGUAGGCAAUGCCACAUCAAUACUAAACUCAGGUUAGUUCAGUGUAGGCAAUGCCACAUCAAUACUAAACUCAGGUUAGUUCAGUGUAGGCAAUGCCACAUCAAUACUAAACUCAGGUUAGUUCAGUGUAUGCAAUGCUACAUCAAUACUUAACUCAGGUUAGUUCAGUGUAGGCAAUGCUACAUCAAUACUAAACUCAGGAUAGUUCAGUGUAUGCAAUGCUACAUCAAUACUAAACUCAGGUUAGUUCUGUGUAUGCAAUGCUACAUCAAUACUAAACUCAGGAUAGUUCAGUGUAGGCAAUGCUACAUCAAUACUAAACUCAGGAUAGUUCAGUGUAUGCAAUGCUACAUCAAUACUAAACUCAGGUUAGUUCAGUGUAUGCAAUGCUACAUCAAUACUAAACUCAGGAUAGUUCAGUGUAUGCAAUGCUACAUCAAUACUAAACUCAGGAUAGUUCAGUGUAUGCAAUGCUACAUCAAUACUAAACUCAGGUUAGUUCAGAGUAUGCAAUGCUACAUCAAUACUUAACUCAGGAUAGUUCAGUGUAUGCAAUGCUACAUCAAUACUUAACUCAGGAUAGUUCAGUGUAUGCAAUGCUACAUCAAUACUAAACUCAGGAUAGUUCAGUUUAUUUGAGCCAGUUUUCCCCAAUACGUUGUUUCCAAAAUCUAUUUAUGUAACUGUUAUAUUAUAUUGAUAUGUAUAUUUUAUAUUAUAUUGUGAUGUAUCUUUUAUAUUAUAUUCCGAUGUAACUGUUAUACACUGAUGAGCGGCAGUUAAGAAAAUUUAUUUAAUUUAAACCCAAAUAAGUUGGGAGAUUUUGAUCUACUGAAGUACAAGCAUUGAGUAUGUAAUAAUUCUCCCUCAACACAAAAACACUGGCUUGUCCUUCCAGUCCAAUUGAAUUUGAGUCUUAUAAUUUACUUUUGGACAAACCAGUCCAUAAAUAAUUACUUUUCCGAGUCAAUAAUAUUGACUUUGUUUCCUUACACAGGUGAGCUGUUGGAGAUUGACGGCCGUCUUGGAACCGUCAAAAGAUUAAAUGUGCAGAAACAAGUAUGAUUGGUUGUGUUGCUAAGAAUAGCACUUGAUGACUGCAGGGAACAAGCUGUUGAAAAAAGUUUAAUUUACUUCAAGUGAUUUGUACAACCAUAACAACUACAUAUUAAUUGACAUUCACAUGAGCCAGUACUUGUCUCAAAUUUUAAAACAAUUAUUUUUGGUACUUACUUUUUUUGUACAGCUGUGUUUUAAAAACAAUCAUUAUUGGAUAACCUCAAUUACUUUUAUAUGAUAUCUAUAAUUAUUGGUGUUACUUAAUUACUUUUAUAUGAUAUCUAUAAUUAUUGGUGUUACUCAAUUACUUUUAUAUGAUAUCUAUAAUUAUUGGUGUUACUUAAUUACUUUUAUAUUAUAUCUAUAAUUAUUGGUGUUACUUAAUUACUUUUAUAUAUCUAUAAUUAUUGGUGUUACUUAAUUACUUUUAUAUGAUAUCUAUAAUUAUUUGUGUUAUUUAAUUACUUUUAUAUGAUAUCUAUAAUUAUUGGUGUUACUUAAUUACUUUUAUAUAUCUAUAAUUAUUGGUGUUACUUAAUUACUUUUAUAUUAUAUCUAUAAUUAUUGGUGUUACUUAAUUACUUUUAUAUGAUAUCUAUAAUUAUUGGUGUUACUUAAUUACUUUUAUAUUAUAUCUAUAAUUAUUGGUGUUACUUAAUUACUUUUAUAUUAUAUCUAUAAUUAUUGGUGUUACUUAAUUACUUUUAUAUGAUAUCGAUAAUUAUUGGUGUCAUUUUCAUUUAAUUACUUUUAUAUACCAGUAUCUAUAAUUAUAGUUGUCAACUAGUUUUAUAUAUCUACAAUUAUUGGUGUUACUUAAUUACUUUUAUAUAUCUACUUGUACUCAAAUUUUAAAUCUUUAAUUAUUGGAUACACUCUAUUUCGAUGCUUUAUAUUAUGUUAUCCACAAUUACUGGAUUCUCUGAAUCAACUUAAUGCCUUUUUUAUAUUAUAUAUUAUGUUAAUGUCAUCUAGAAUUGUGAUGUGUCCCUUUUUUUACUGCAACUUUACUUCAAACAAAAAUAUAAUAGUAUCAAUCAGAUACUAGUUGGCACAAGUACUUCUAUUGGUGCUUACAUUACAUGACAUUGCUUUUACCUCUGAUAUAUUUGCUAUAUUCAGUAAAAACGAAUUUGUGUUUGCUGGUUAAAAUUAACUUAUAUUACAGCGCAAAUUCGGCCGUCUCAAGUUAUACUCAUUUCCAAGCCCGUCUGAGCUAUAAGAGAACGGUUUGAUUCAAGAUGCUUGUUGGUAGUAUUUUGUGAUUAAUUAAAUAUGCUACAUAACAAGAGUCUGAGCAAUUAGUGAUUUUUUAGUUUUGGUUACGGUAUGAAAUUUUUGUAUCUCAUUCUAUGUGGCAGAUGGCAAGAAAAAAAGGCUUCUUGUGUCAUAGUCCCCAUUAUGUAUGAUGGUAGGCGGUUUCAUUGUGGUCAUUCAGCGUUUUCAUUGAGGUCAUUCAGCGUUUUCAUUGUGCUCAUUCAGCGUUGUGCAAAGAAAUGGCAUAAAAAUGUGCAGAGCCAAACCAGGCAUUAAAAGAAAAAGCUAUUCCUUUACUAAACCCGUUCAUGCAUCGCCUCAAGAAUUAAUCAUUGAACACAUUAUAUUCAUACAGGGCGUUAAGAAUCAAGCAGUGAAAAGACAUUAAAUUUCUACAACCUUGUAUAUAAAAUAAUGUACACUUUAAAAACGCUAAGAUGACCCUUGAUCCAACGAAUCGGCUUACUCUUGAAUUAACAGAAGUAAAAUAUUGUAUACAAUUUCUGGUGCAGUGUUCAAAUAUUGUUACACUCUUACAUUUAUCGUAUUUUUGCAUAUAUAAAACGCAUCUUAUAUAAAGUUUUACAUACCCCGCACCCAGGGUGUGUCAUAUAUGGGUGCGUCUUAUAAUUCGAUGUG